Coregonus sp. 'balchen' is the source of this 53531-nucleotide messenger RNA. The record is from the annotation of a GenBank genome assembly. Lineage: Eukaryota; Metazoa; Chordata; Actinopteri; Salmoniformes; Salmonidae.
AUGCGGCUGAUUAUGAAAUGCUCUGGACCUGACAUAGACCCUGGCGUGGCAGCAGAUAAUGAGGUGUGAUGGUUGACAAAGAGUCACACAACCAGAGCAACACCUCUUUACAAGACCCCAUAUUACAAAGGAGAAGCCCCUCAUCCAAAGACAACCUCAUGCCCCAAUUAAAAACGGAUUAGGCUGUUGAGCACAUAACACUACCACAGGAACACACUCACAGAGGACAACCAACAAGACCCGGGACUGAAGCACUAAAGUAGUGAGGCAGCCAAGGCCUUACAACCACAUUCAAACCAUUCCUUUCUCACCUCUGGACAAACAAAUGACUAAAACAGAGCCUUUUUCUGUUAACCAUUACUUUCCAAUGAUAUCUAUCCUUAGAACUUGGGGGACGACAACCGCUUGAGUGUAGCCGUAGUGAAGAGAACCUGCACAGCAGGGGUUACUUACUUAAUCCUCUUCGUGCCUUGAGGCACAUAAGGUCCUCAAGAGAGCGCCACAGUAUCUGGUAUGCUGCUUUCUUGGUGAGGGUUCCCAGGUCAGGCCUCACUCCAUCUCCUUCUCGAUGUCUCUUUCUGGCAUCCUAGCUUUCUCUUCCCAUCAGGUGUCCAGCUUAAGGCAAUUGCAGUGUGUGUUUCUGGUGGUAGUCUGGCAGAGAAAAGGGGCUGCUUAAUAACAUAGCAGACAUCAGGUGUCAAAACUGAACUCACUGGAAAACUGAAGAUCUUACAGUACCCAUACACUGAAGCAUUACAUUGGAAAAGUUAAAGUUCACUUGACCAAAUUGCCGCAUAUGAAAAAACAAUUGCCGCAUAUGAAACAAACAAUGAUUUCUGAUUAUAUAGGCCAUAUUUUAAUCAGUGAUCUAGAGAACUGUAGUUUUCAUAACAGCCCUAAUUUUCUCAUUGAUAUAUGUUUUAUCUCAGGUGUGACAUUAGGAUAGAACAAAAAUAGCACAGUGCACAAUUCACCCAGUAAAUUACAGUCUACAGUGUUAAAAGAGGAUGUGGUGUGUGUGAUGAAAGGAGUCAGGCGCAGGAGGGUAAUCACCGAAUACAGAGUUUAUUCCUUCGUUGACACAUAAAUGCGCUCCAAUAGCGAUCAACAAAACAGGCACAGGGGAAACAAACAUCCCUGGCAAUUACACUGUAACGGAAUCCAAUAAUACAUAGGCACAGGGGGAAAAUCUACCCUGGCAACACAAUGUUAUGAGUAGCUCCACCGAGCUACAUACUCUCACAAUUAACAAUCACCCACAAGGACAAGGGGGCAGAGGGAACACUUAUACACAGACUAAUUAGGGGAUAGGAACCAGGUGUGUGUGAUUGACAAGACGAGACAAUUGUGAUGAUGAUUGGGGCGGGUGGUUAGUAAGCCGGUGACGACGAACGCCGAAGCAUGCCCGAACAAGGAGGGGAGGCAGCCUCGGUGGAAGUCGUGACAGUACCCCCCCCCCCCCCUUGACGCGCAGCUCCAGCAUCACGCCGACCCCGGCCUCGGGGACGGCCAGGAGAACGCAGAGCAGGGCGAGCCGGUGGAAAUCCCGCAACAGGGAGGGAUUGAGGAUAUCCCUCACCGGGACCCCAGCACCGUUCCUCCGGACUGUACCCCUCCCACUCCACGAGGUACUGAAGGCCCCCCACCCGACGCCUCGAAUCCAGGAUGGAGCGGACAGAGUACGCCGGGGCCCCCUCGAUGUCCAGAGGAGGUGGAGGAACCUCCCGCACCUCAGACUCCUGCAGCGGACCAACCACCACUGGCCUGAGGAGAGACACAUGAAACGAGGGGUUAAUACGGUAAUCAGGGGGGAGUAACAACCUAUACGUAACCUUGUUGAUUCUCCUCAGGACUUAGAACGGCCCCACAAAAUGAGUGCUCAGCUUCCGGCAGGGCAGGCGGAGGGGCAGAUUCCGGGUCGAGAGCCAGACCCGAUCCCCCGGUACGAAGACCGGGGCCUCACUGCGGUGACGGUCAGCGUUGGCCUUCUGACGAUGCACAGCGCGAUGGAGGUGAACGUGGGCAGCAUCCCACGUCUCCUCCCCGCGCCGAAACCAGUCAUCCACCGCAGGCACCUCGGUCUGACUCUGGUGCCACGGUGCCAGAACCAGUUGGUAACCUAAAACACAUUGAAAUGGUGUUAGGUUAGUAGAGGAGUGGCGGAGAGAGUUCUGGGCAUAUUCUGCCCAUGGCAAGAACACUGCCGGUCCUGGCAGUAGGACCGCAGGAACCUACCCACAUCCUGAUUUACCCGUUCCACCUGCCCAUUUGACUCGGGGUGGAACCCAGAGGUCAGGCUGACCGAGACCCCCAGACGUUCCAUGAACGCCUUCCAAACCUUGGAUGUGAACUGGGGACCUCGGUCGGACACUAUAUCCUCUGGCACCCCGUAGUGCCGGAAGACGUGAGUGAACAGGGCCUCUGCAGUCUGCAGGGCCGUGGGGAGACCGGACAGAGGAAGGAGGCGGCAGGACUUGGAGAAGCGGUCCACAACGACCAGGAUGGUGGUGUUACCUUGGGAGAGGGGAAGAUCAGUUAGAAAAUCAAUGCUAAGGUGAGACCAUGGGCGUUGUGGAACUGGUAACGGUUGUAGCUUACCCGCUGGGAGGUGCCUAGGUGCCUUACUCUUGGCGCACACCGAGCAGGAGGAAACGUACACCCUCACGUCCUUAGCCAAGGUAGGCCACCAGUACGUUCCACUCAAGCAGCACACUGUACGACCGAUACCUGGGUGACCAGAGGAGGGUGACGUGUGUGCCCAGAAGAUCAGACGAUCACGGAUAAGAGCAGGCACGUACCGCAGCCCAGCUGGACACUGCUGUGGAGAUGGAUCUGUGCGUAAUGCCCGCUCUAUAUCCGCGUCCAUCGCCCAUACUACCGGCGCCACAAUGCAGGAGGCCGGGAGUAUGGGGGUGUUGUCUCUGGGCCUCUCCUCUGUGUCAUACAGCCAGGAUAGUGUGUCUGCCUUCACGUUCUUCGUACCCGGAAUGUAUGAUAGUGUAAAAUCAAACCGGGUGAAGAAUACGGCCCAUCUGGCCUGGCGAGGAUUCAGCCUCCUCGCUGCCUGGAUGUACUCCAGGUUACGGUGGUCCAUCCAGACGAGGAAAGGGUGUUUCGCCCCUUCGAGCCAAUGCCUCCACACGGUCAAAGCUCGGACAACAGCCAAAAGCUCCCGAUCACCAACGUCGUAGUUCUGCUCCGCCGGGCUGAGCUUCUUCGAGAAGAAGGCACAGGGGCGGAGCUUGGGUGGCGUGCUUGAGCGUUGGGACAGGACAGCGCCUAUCCCUACCUCAGAUGCAUCCAUCUCCACUACGAACGGUAGUGAUGGAUCGGGGUAGGCCAGUACUGGAGCUGAGGUGAACAGACUCCACAGUCUCCUGAAGGCCAGAUCCGCCUCAGCAGACCAGCGGAGCUGGGACGGCCCACCCUUCAACAGGGAUGUGUUAGGAGCUGCAACCUUGCCAAAGCCCCGGAUAAACCUUCGGUAGUAGUUGGCAAAGCCAAGGAAUCGCUGCACCUCCUUAACCGUGGUUGGAGUCUGCCAAUUACGCACAGCUGAAAUGCGAUCUCCCUCCAACUCCACACCUGAGGUGGUAACGCGGUAUCCGAGGAAGGAGACGGACUGCUGGAAAAACAUACACUUCUCUGCCUUGGCAUAAAGGUCAUUUUCCAACAGUCUGGCCAGCACUUUGCGAACCAGGGACACAUGCUCGGCGCGAGUAGCGGAAUACACCAGGAUGUCAUCGAUGUAGACCACUACACCGCGACCAAGCAUGUCCCGAAACACCUCAAUCACAAAGGACUGGAAGACGGAUGGAGCAUUCAUCAAACCGAAGGGCAUCCCCAGGUAUUCAAAAUGCCCCGUGGUUGUGCUGACUGCCGUCUUCCACUCAUCCCCCUCCCGAACACGCACCAGGUUGUAUGCACUCCUGAGAUCUAGCUUUGUGAAGAAGCGCGCCCCAUGCAUUGACUCGAUCACUGAAGGAAUGAGGGGGAGAGGAUAACUAAUUCUGAUCGUCUCCUUGUUCAGGUGAUCGAUAAUCAAUGCACAGGCGCAGAACGCUGUCUUUCUUCUUCAUAAAGAAGAAACUCGAGGAGGCGGGUGAAGUGGAGGGACGUAUGUACCCCUGGCCCAGGGACUCGGAGACGUAUGUUUCCAUAGCCUCCGUUUCAGCCUGCGACAGGGGGUACACAUGACUCCUGGGAGGUACAGCGUCUACCCGAAGGUCUAUCGCGCAAUCCCCCGCCCGAUGAGGUGGUAAUUUAGUAGCAUGCAUCUUGGAAAACGCGUGCACCAAAUCGAGGUAUUCGGGGGGAACGGUGGACGUACCAUUUGGACUUUCCACCGUGGUUGCACCAACGGAAACAUCUAGACACCUACCCUGACAUUCACGCGACCACCCUGUGAGAGCCCUCUGCGGCCAUGAGAAGGUGGGGUUGUGGAGUGCUAGCCAAGGGAUACCUAAUACCACAGGGAAAGCAGGAGAUUCAAUAAUCGAAAAAAUGACUUGCUCACAAUGAGUCUCCUGGGUGAUCAUGGUGACCGGUAUAAUGACUUCCGUAACAAACCCGGACCCUAAUGGUCGACUAUUGAGUGCUCUGAUGGGGAGUGGAAAGGAGAGGGGAACCAAUGAAAUGCCUUGACGGCAUGCGAAUGCCCUGUCCAUAAAGUUCCCAGCUGCGCCUGAAGCGACUAGCGCCUUACACUUGGGAACUACCAUGUGAUCGGGAAAGUGGAUAGGUAGGGUACAGUGUACAACAGAGGGCUCUAAACAAGUGUGGGUGUUCGAUACCUGGGGUGAUGCGUGAGUGCCCUGCCUGCCGCCUCCCGGCCCAAAACAACGUUGACUACGACGUGUGGUGUACUGUCCCUUCGUGCCACCAGAGUGACGCUGUCCUCCUCCGCUCUCUCGGCCGGCGGCUCCACCCAGCUCCAUCGGCUCAGGAUCCGAGUCGUCCGGGGUGGAAACGGGCAGACCCCUACCAGGACGUCCUCUGGCUGCCAGCAGGUUGUCCAAAUGAAUGGCCAUGUCCACCAGUUUAUCGAAGGACAACAUGGUGUCCCGGCAGGCUAGCUCCCGUCGGACGUCCUCCCGCAGAUGGCACCGGAAGUGGUCGAUCAGGGCUCCCCGUUCCACCCGCGAAGUCCUCGUCCCCUGUCUCAGGUGGACCAGCCGCUCGCCCGCCUCUUGACCCUCGGGCGGGUGAUCGAAGACCGCCCGAAAGAGGUGAGUGAACUCCCUGUAGUCCUCCAACAUGGCUCCUCCCUCGUUCCACAUCGCGUUGGCCCACUCCAGGGCUUUCCCACAGAGGCAGGAAACGAGGACGGACACCUUCUCCCACUCCGAUGGCGCCGGUCUGAUGCUGGCGAAGUAAAGUUCCAAUUGGAGGAGGAAUCCCUGGCACAGCACCACCGUCCCAUCAAACGCCGUGGUCAGGAUAUCUGGAUCCUUCCGGGUGCUGGGGUGUAGAUGGCUGGAUCCGGUUGGCCAGCUGGUCUCGACAGAUCGGGUCUUCUCCUCUCCAGGCAUUGGACGACCUGAAGAACCCGAUCCAUUGCUUCCCCCAAGCUGGCCAGCAUCGUGGAAUGCUCCUGGACCCGUGCCACGACUCCAGGCAUGCGCUCUUCUCCCGCUGACUCCAUAGCGGGUGGGUGAUUCUGUGGUGAGUGUGGUGAAAGGAGUCAGGCGCAGGAGGGUAAUCACCGAAUACAGAGUGUAUUCCUUUGUUGACACACAUAUGCGCUCCAAUAGCGAUCAACGAAACAGGCACAGGGGAAACAAACAUCCCUGGCAAUUACACUGUAACGGAAUCCAAUAAUACAAUAGGCACAGGGGGAAAAUCUACCCUGGCAACACAAUGUUAUGAGUAGCUCCACCGAGCUACAUACUCUCACAAUUAACAAUCACCCACAAGGACAGAGGGGCAGAGGGAACACUUAUACACAGACUAAUUAGGGGAUAGGAACCAGGUGUGUGUGAUUGACAAGAUGAGACAAUUGUGAUGAUGAUUGGGGCGGCAGUGGUUAGUAAGCCGGUAACGACGAACGCCGAAGCCUGCCCGAACAAGGAGGGGAGGAAGCCUCGGCCGAAGUCGUGACAGAGGAUAAAGACAAUAGUCGUGUAGUAGGUGUAACUGAGUUAGAAAUGCAUCCCUGGUUUAUUGUGAGUUUACCAAAAUUAAGACACCAUGUCAGAGACGGUAUAGAAAAUGUUACGGUAUAGAAAAUCCCACCAUUAUCUCCGCUUCACGGCUCUGGCUGGUUGCCUUUGGCAAAGAUGCAUUGCUUUGCAAAUGGUGGAUUGCAAGCACUCAUGCUUGAUUUAGAAUGUACUUUUUAGAAUGUUAAAUAAUAUUAGUUAUGAAAGUAUUUUGAGGUCAAAACCAAUGCUGAUUGAUCAAAACCAAGUCUUAAAGGGAUAGUUCACCCAAAUUACAAACUGACUGUCACGAUUGUUGAGAGACAGGUCAGACCAAGGUGCAGCGUGGUAUGCGUACAUAUUUAUUAAUGAAGAUAAAACACUUGACAAAACAACAAAAGCAACGUAACGUGAAGUCCUAUGGGCUAUACUCACAACAAGCCUAACAGGAACACAAACAAGAUCCCACAACUAAGGUAGGCAACCAGGCUACUUAAGUAUGAUGCCCAAUCAGAGACAACGAGCGACAGCUGCCUCUGAUUGGGAAUCACACCCGGCCAAACAUAGAAAUACAAAUACUAGACUCCAACAUAGCAAUACAAUAACGUAGAUCUCAAACUGAACUCACACCCUGACCCAACCAACAAGAGUUCUCUAGGUCAGGACGUGACAGUACCCCCCCCCCCCCCCCCAAAGGUGCGUACUCCGGCCGCACCAACCUAAUUCAUUAGGGGAGGGUCCAGGUGGGCAUUCAGCCUCGGAGGCGGCUCCGGACGUGACGACCUCUCCCUCUCUGCCUCCCCGUUGCGCCCCUGGUCUGGACCUCGGCGCGAUGCUUCCCCUCUCCUUCCUCCCAUGAUGCACCAAGCCCUGUCUGGACCCUGGUGUGGGAGACCCCGAACCUGGAGAGGGGCUGACGUCUGGGCCUGGAUCGGCAAUCCUCCCGCGAUGCACCAAGCCCUGUCUGGACCCUGGUGUGGGAGGCCCCGACCCUGGAGAGGGGCUGACGUCUGGGCCUGGAGUAGAGCCGCUGCCCGGAGCUGAACUGGACCCCGGUGGAGCGGACUGCUCUGGCUCCGGAGUGGAUCCACUGACCGGAGCUGAACUGAACACCGGUGGAGCGAAAUGCUCUGACUCCGGAGUGGAACCGCUGACCGGAGCUGGACUGGGAACACGCACCACUGGUCUGGUGCGAGGAGCAGGCACGGGCCGUGCCGGACUGGAGACACGCACCACUGGUUUGGUGCGGGGAGCAGGUACGGGCCGUACUGGAUUGGAUAUGCGCACCACUGGUUUGGUGCGGGGAGCAGGUACGGGGCGUACCGGGCUGGCGACACGCACCACUGGUUUGGUGCGGGGAGCAGGUACGGGCCGUACUGGACUGGAUACACGCACCACUGGUUUGGUGCGGGGAGCAGGUACGGGGCGUACCGGGCUGGUCGACAUGCACCACUGGUUUGGUGCGGGGAGCAGGUAUGGGUCGACAUGCACCACUGGUUUGGUGCGAGGAGUUGGCACAGGCCGUACCGGGCUGUGGAGGCGCACUGGAGGUCUGGAGCGUAGAGCUGGCACAACCCAUCCUGGCUGGAUGCCCACUUCCGCACGGUACGUGCGUGGCGUUAGCACAGGAUGCACUGGACUGUGCAGGCGCACUGGCGACACAGUGCAUAUCUCCGCACAACAUGGAGCCUGCACGGUCACACGCUUCUUAGCGCGAAUACAGGGAGUUGGCUCUGCUCUGAACCCUGGCUCCGCCAACCACCCCGGGGCUGCUUCUCGGGCUUUCUUCGUGACCGAGUCCUUUUGAGUCGCCAUUUCUCCUCCCUUGCUGCCUCUGUCUGCUCCCAAGGAAGGCGAUCCAUCCCAGCCUGGAUCUCUUCCCAUGUCCAUGAUCCCUUACCAUUUAAUAUAUCCUCUCAAGUCCAUGAUUUCUGCUCCUCCUGGGUACGCUGCUUGGUCCUUGUUUGGUGGGAUCUUCUGUCACGAUCGUUGAGAGACGGGUCAGACCAAGGUGCAGCGUGGUAUGCGUACAUAUUUAUUAAUGAAGAUAAAACACUUGACAAAACAACUAACGUAACGUGAAGUCCUAUGGGCUAUACUCACAACAAGCCUAACAGGAACACAAACAAGAUCCCACAACUAAGGUAGGCAACCAGGCUACUUAAGUAUGAUCCCCAAUCAGAGACAACGAGCGACAGCUGCCUCUGAUUGGGAAUCACACCCGGCCAAACAUAGAAAUACAAAUACUAGACUCCAACAUAGAAAUACAAUAACAUAGAUCUCAAACUGAACUCACACCCUGACCCAACCAACAAGAGUUUUCUAGGUCAGGGCAUGACACUGACAUAUUGGUGUUCUUACCCUGCAAUCCAUGCUUUGGUUUUGUUUCCCCAGGCAUGGUAGCAUUUAUGGCACAAAUCCCAUCGCGCAUCACGUCCAAAUCAUCUAUGUGAUUUUGUUGAGCUACACAAUCAAUUUUAGAUACUUUAGGACACGGUUUCCCAAACUUGGGGUCGCGAAACCAUUUGGGGUUGCCUGAUAUGAAAAUGGGGUUGCGACAGAAAAACUUGUGCUUGGUUCAUAGAACCAGGGUUAGGUCAGUAACCUCCGGUAGCAGCUAGAUGCUGUUGUAAUAAACAGUGGUUUGGUUGCUUCUGUGGGAGUCUGUUAGAUGACUGAAUGUGAUGUAGAUGUUGAGCGGCUUCACUACAAGUAGAUUGUAUGUUUUAAUAUUCAAUAAAAAUAAAAAUAGAAAGAGUGGUUUCUGUUUUCUUCAUACAAAUGUGGCUCUAUCUUGUUUAAGCUACAAAAUAGUAUUACCCCAUCACUGAAAGACAAGACUUAUGAAUACAUACAGUGGGAAAAAAAAGUAUUUAGUCAGCCACCAAUUGUGCAAGUUCUCCCACUUAAAAAGAUGAGAGAGGCCUGUAAUUUUCAUCAUAGGUACACAUCAACUAUGACAGACAAAAUGAGAAAAAAAAAAUCCAGAAAAUCACAUUGUAGGAUUUUUAAUGAAUUUAUUUGCAAAUUAUGGUGGAAAAUAAGUAUUUGGUCAAUAACAAAAGUUUCUCAAUACUUUGUUAUAUACCCUUUGUUGGCAAUGACACAGGUCAAACAGUUUCUGUAAGUCUUCACAAGGUUUUCACACACUGUUGCUGGUAUUUUGGCCCAUUCCUCCAUGCAGAUCUCCUCUAGAGCAGUGAUGUUUUGGGGCUGUCGCUGGGCAACACAGACUUUCAACUCCCUCCAAAGAUUUUCUAUGGGGUUGAGAUCUGGAGACUGGCUAGGCCACUCCAGGACCUUGAAAUGCUUCUUACGAAGCCACUCCUUCGUUGCCCGGGCGGUGUGUUUGGGAUCAUUGUCAUGCUGAAAGACCCAGCCACGUUUCAUCUUCAAUGCCCUUGCUGAUGGAAGGAGGUUUUCACUCAAAAUCUCACUAUACAUGGCCCCAUUCAUUCUUUCCUUUACGCGGAUCAGUCGUCCUGGUCCCUUUGCAGAAAAACAGCCCCAAAGCAUGAUGUUUCCACCCCCAUGCUUCACAGUAGGUAUGGUGUUCUUUGGAUGCAACUCAGCAUUCUUUGUCCUCCAAACACAACGAGUUUUUACCAAAAAGUUAUAUUUUGGUUUCAUCUGACCAUAUGACAUUCUCCCAAUCCUCUUCUGGAUCAUCCAAAUACACUCUAGCAAACUUCAGACGGGCCUGGACAUGUACUGGUUUAAGCAGGGGGACACGUCUGGCACUGCAGGAUUUGAGUCCCUGGCGGCGUAGUGUGUUACUGAUGGUAGGCUUUGUUAUUUGGUCCCAGCUCUCUGCAGGUCAUUCACUAGGUCCCCCCGUGUGGUUCUGGGAUUUUUGCUCACCGUUCUUGUGAUCAUUUUGACCCCACGGGGUGAGAUCUUGCGUGGAGCCCCAGAUCGAGGGAGAUUAUCAGUGGUCUUGUAUGUCUUCCAUUUGCUAAUAAUUGCUCCCACAGUUGAUUUCUUCAAACCAAGCUGCUUACCUAUUGCAGAUUCAGUCUUCCCAGCCUGGUGCAGGUCUACAAUUUUGUUUCUGGUGUCCUUUGACAGCUCUUUGGUCUUGGCCAUAGUGGAGUUUGGAGUGUGACUGUUUGAGGUUGUGGACAGGUGUCUUUUAUACUGAUAACAAGUUCAAACAGGUGCCAUUAAUACAGGUAACGAGUGGAGGACAGAGGAGCCUCUUAAAGAAGAAGUUACAGGUCUGUGAGAGCCAGAAAUCUUGCUUGUUUGUAGGUGACCAAAUACUUAUUUUCCACCAUAAUUUGCAAAUACAUUUUAAUUUUUCAUUUUCUCAAUUUGUCUGUCAUAGUUGACGUGUACCUAUGAUGAAAAUUACAGGCCUCUCUCAUCUUUUUAAGUGGGAGAACUUGCACAAUUGGUGGCUGACUAAAUACUUUUUUUCCCCACUGUAUGUACGUACUGUUUCCCUCAACUAUACCCACAAGCCAUUAGAACCGAGUGGACAAGACCAAGCACUAAAUAAGACUGGUGAUGAUGUUCUGCUUCCCUGCUUUAGGAUGAUUUGGACAUGAAAUAGUGCCAGAGAAACAAAACCAAAGCAUGGAUUGCUGUUAUACCUUGUCCAUAGACUGCUUAUGUAGCACAUGGAGAUGUGUGAAACUUUCUCCUCAGCCCGAAGUGUCCCUACUUGCACCACUGAAUAGCUAGUUUUUCAUGUAGUGCAACUGGUAAGGCACUUUGGAAGGUCGGUCACAUGUGCUAGCAAGGGGGAGGUCCUGGGUUUGAGCCUUGGUGUGAGCCGAAGCGGGACUCGCUAAGCCUAUUCCCCCUCAGGAGACUGAAAAGAUUUGGCAUGGGUCCUCAGAUCCUCAAAAAAUUAUACAGCUGCACCAUCGAGAGCAUCCUGACUGGUUGCAUCACCGCCUGGUAUGGCAACUGGCAAGCUUCCUGCCAUCCAGGACCUCUAUACCAGGCGGUGUCAGAGGAAGGCCCUCAAAAUUGUCAAAGACUCCAGCCACCCUAGUCAUAGACUGUUCUCUCUGCUACCGCACGGCAAGCGGUACCGGAGUGCCAAGUCUAGGUCCAAAAGACUUCUCAACAGCUUCUACCCCCAAGCCAUAAGACUCCUGAACAGCUAAUCAUGGCUACCCGGACUAUUUGCACUGCCCCCCCACCCCAUCCUUUUACGCUGCUGCUACUCUGUUAAUUAUUUAUGCAUAGUCACUUUAACUCUACCCACAUGUACAUAUUACUUCAACUACCUCAACUAGCCGGUGCCCCCGCACAUUGACUCUGCACCGGUACCCCCCUGUAUAUAUAGCCUCCCUACUGUUAUUUUAUUUUACUUCUGCUCUUUUUUUCUCAACACUUUUUUUGUUGUUGUUUUAUUUUUACUUUUUUGUUAAAAAUAAAUGCACUGUUGGUUAAGGGCUGUAAGUAAGCAUUUCACUGUAAUGUCUGCACCUGUUGAAUUCGGCGCAUGUGGCCAAUAACAUUUGAUUUGAUUUGAUUUGAUCAGCUUGACAUCUGUUACAGAGGGUGCAAGUGACUCGAAUAUACAGUUGUGCUCAGCUCAUCGCUGUUGAGUAAGUUUUGGGGGUGAAUAUAGCACAUGGGGAUGUGUGAAACGCUUGUCCAUGCCCAGGGCGCUGUUCGAGAGACGCGGCGCUCCGUCAAAGCAAUCUAACAUAAAUCACGUAGCGGCUACAUUUGGGGAUAUCUUAGGUAUACAGUGCCUUCAGAAAGUAUUCUUACCCCUUGACUUAAUCCACAUUUUGUUGUGUUACAGCCUGAAUUCAAAUGGAUAAAAACAAAUAUUAGUGUUUUCAAAUUGAUUGAAAAUGAAAUAUGUAAAUGAGUCAAAGUCAAUACUUUGUAGAAGCACCUUAGUCGUCUUAGGUAUGUCUGUAUCAGCUUUGCACAUCUGGAUUUGGGGAUUUUCUCCCAUUCUUCCUUCUCUAGCUCUGUUAAGUUAAGUUAAAUGGGAAGUGGCGGUGAACAGCAAUCUUUCCACAGAUUUACAAUGGGAUUCAAGUCUGGGCUUUUGAAGGGCCACACUAGGACUUUCACAUUCUUGUUCUGAAGCCAUUCCAGCAUUGCUUUUGUUGUAUGCCUGGGGUCAUUGUCCUGUUGGAACAUAAAUCUUUGCCCCAGUCUAAGGUCGUUGGCACUUUGAAGCAGGUUCUCAUCAAGGACUUGCCUGUAUUUGGCUCCAUUCAUUGUUCUCUCUAUCCUUAACAGUCUCCCAGUUCCGCUGAAAAACAUACCCAUAGUGUGAUUUUGCCACCAGCAUGCUUCACGGUAGGGAUGGUGUUAAACGGGUGAUGAUCUUUGCCUGGUUUUCUCCAGACAUAGCACUUUGCAUUCAGGCCACAAAGUUCAAUUUCUGUCUCAUCAGACAGAGGAAUCUUUUGCCUUAUGAUCUCAGAGUCUUUCCCGUGACUUUUUGCUAAUUCCAGGCGUGCUGUCAUUUGCCUUUUUUUCUAGGAGUGGCUAGCCACUCUCCCAUAAAGCCCAGAUUGGUGAAGUGCUGUAGAGACUGUUAUCCCAUCUCAGCCAAGGAACAAUGACAAUGUUUACAUGUGCACAGUAUUCCGGUUAGUAGCUCACAUCUCGCUUAAACCUAGAGUCGAAAUUGCAUAAUAAAAAAAUCCCCAUAAAAAUAUGUUCAUUUUUUUUUUGCAUUGGAUGUGUCUCAAUUCACCGCAUCCGCCGAUAUAGCACUUCCGCAUUUGCUGUGAAAGGUGACAGAGCUAGAGCGGUGUUUGUCAGACCAUGAUAUCCCUAAAAUCGGUCUUCACAAAAUCGUCUGUAGCGCCCAAACAGACCCCUCUAUGGCAGGAACUCUGUAUUUUGACCACUCUAUGGAAAGAUGAGACUCUCACGAACAUGAUGGUUUUCUCCGUUUUGCUCUACUGCCCCACAAAUGUCUUGGGACUUGUCUGAAGUCGGUACAGAUGAUCUGCCAACUUCUGUAGCACAUGGUUUAUGAACUGGUACAAAAAACAACACUUGAUUCACAGUUUUUCCCAUUUAAAAUUAUUACAUACAAUUCUUGCCACUAACAGAAUGCUAUAUAUAUGGGGCAUACAACAAUCUCAGCUCUGUAGAUUUUGCUGAAAAGAGACAGAAUCACUAGAUAAUGUAUUCUGGAAUUGCCCCUAUGUAGCUUGUUUCUGGUCACAGGUCCAGGAAUGGUUAAAAAAAAAUCACAACUUUCACUUAAAAUUAACCUUACAAAUAGCAGUGUUGGGCGAUAGCCAUAGUCAGUCAAUAAAUCAUAUAAUACUCGUAGGAAAGUUUUAUCUUUAGCUCACAAUCUGUGGAUACUAUACGAUUAGAAAGGUUCAAAAUGUAAGGAAAACAUCACAGCACAAUUGAAAAAUAUAUAGCAUAUGGAAACCAAACGAGGGUGGUCUAUGGUGAUAGGUGGGAUGGGCUGAGAGUGGCUGAGGGGAGGGAUUAAAGAGCUUAUGUUUGGUUUCUAAUGCUCGUGGCUUAAUUGCCCAACAUCACUAAUGCUCUUAUGGCGGAAUGAAAGCAUGUGAAGUGGUAGGCCACACAAGCUCACAGAACAGGACCGCUGAGUGCUGUAGCACGUAGCGCGUAAAAAUCAUCUGCCCUGACCUCAACCCCAUCAAACAACUUUGGGAUGAAUUGGAAAGCCGACUGCGAGCCAGGCCUAAUUGCCCAACAUCAGUGCCAGACCUCACUAAUGCUCUUGUGGCUGAAUGAAAGCAAGUCCCCGCAGCAAUGUUCCAACAUCUAGUGGAAAGCCUUCCCAGAAGAGUGGAGGCUGUUAUAGCAGCAAAGGGGGGACCAACUCCAUAUUAAUGUCCACAUGCCUUUGCUCAUGUAGUGUAUUAUGAAGGCUACAACCUUCUGUCUGAAAGUAACGAAUAUUGCAGUUACACAAGCAGGACAUAGUACCUACACAUUGCAUUUGAGCAAAAACCAUCUUCAUUUUGUGUGAUGAUGUAGGCUAAUCUUUAUAGUUGCUGUCAUAUCGAAACCACUACCCAGAGUUGCUGAAAGAGAACACUACUACUUUGACUGCCUGUCUGCCUCCUGCUAUAGCCAAUGUUUGCAAUGAUGUCUGUAUUGCUUGUGUUUGAUACGCUGCCUAGAUAGCUGAAUGUAACUCCCAACGUGAGUUUUGCAUUGGGGGGGUGGGAACAGCUGCGUUUUAACCACAUACAGGCUCUUUAACUGCUAUUUCACAUCUCAGUAGAGCCCCACAGUGGAGGUGUCAUAAUACCCAUAAAACCUAGCGGUCAAACAGUGAAAUGGUUCCUAUCGUUUUUCCACCCUUAAUUUUUCCCAUAGGGGAUUUUAGAAACACUUAAAAUAAAGGCUGUGUUUCAUGUAGGCUUACCCUGGCGUGACGUUUUGAUAACCAUGUAAAUCUCUCUCGGACAAGGUGACUUUUAUCAAUAUAGUCGGCCUCAUUUACUCUGAUUCGAAAAUGCUAAUUAGCACCAAAGUAGACAUCAUGCAAAACUACAAAUCCCUGCACGCCAUCUCUAACUGACACCUUUGCUAACAGGUAUUUGUCAAUUUAAAACUUGCACGACAGUUCACAGAAUUGUCCAUUUAAAGAAAUGUUGCCAAUUACUACAUUUAGCUAACAUUAGAUUAUCACGUUUCAGGAGAAGACCCAGAUGCAGACAGUGUCGAAGUCACAAAAGUUUAUUACAAAAACAGGGGGCAGGCAAACGACAGGUCAAAGGCAGGCAGAGGUCAGUAAUCCAGGGUGGUGUUACAAGGUACAGAACGGCAGGCAGAAUGGUCAAAACUAGAAAACAUGAACUUGAGAAAGACAGGAGCAAGGGGAAAAACGUUGGUUGGCUUGACAAAACAAAACGAACUGGCAACAGACAAAUAUAAAUAUACUGGGGAAGAUGGGCGACACCUGGAGGGAGGUGGAGACAAUCACAAAGACAGGUGAAACAGAUCAGGGUGCAACAGUACCCCCUGGGCUCAUACUCUUCUGGGGUGCCAGCGUUGAAACUCAGCGAUGAGGCCUAGGUCCAGGAUGUCCCUAGCGAGGCCAUAACCAUCCCAGUCAACCAGGUACUGGAAUACCCUGCCCCGAGGUCGAAUCUUCAGGAGAUGCUUCACCGUGUACGCCGGGUGGCUGACAGGGGAGAUGGGUGGGCCUGGAAACAGGAGACAAGGGGCUGUGAGACAUGGGUUUGAUCACAGACACAUGAAAAGUGGGAUGGGUACGGGGCACAGAAGACGAACAGCAGAGGGGCUAAUGAUCUUGGAGAUGGGGAAAGAGACGAUAAACCGGGGUGAAAGUUUGCCGGACUUCACCCGGAGGGGCAGAUCUCGGGUGGACAGCCAUACCUUCCGUCCGAGACGAUACAGGGGAGCUGGGGUCCGGUGGCGGUUCGCUUGUCAUCGAUACCUGACGGUGGUUUUGAGAAGAGCCGACCAGGCUCUCCUCCAGGUACGACGACAGCGGCGAACAAACAUCUAGGCCGAGGGUAUGCCGAACUCUUGCUCUUGCUCCAGGAAGAGAGGGGGCUGAUAACCCAGGGAACACUCAAAGGGCGAAAGACCCGUGGCAGAGCAGGGAAGGGUGUUGCGGGCGUAUUCGACCCACACUAGUUGCUGGCUCCAGGUGGUGGGGUUGGCGACCAGGCAGCGCAGAGUCGUCUCCAGGUCUUGGUUGGCUCGCACCGACUGGCCAUUGGACUGAGGGUGGAAACGGGAGGACAGGCUGGCCGACGACCAAUGAGUGUGCAGAACGCCUUCCAGAACCGGGACGAGAACUGAGGACCCCGAUCAGAGACCAUGUCCACUGGGAGUCCAUAGCUCCAAAAGACGUGCUGCACCAUGAGCUGGGCCAUCACAUUGGCAGAGGGUAGCUUGGGGAGAUGAAUGAAGUGGGCGGCUUUGGAAAACCGGUCCACAACAGUCAAGAUGGCGGUGUUGCCAUCAGACGAGGGAAGACCCAUGACAAAGUCCAGGGAUAUAUGAGACCAGGGACGGUGAGGAACAGGCAAAGGUUGGAGGAGACCAGCCGGAGCUUGCUGAGGAGUCUUGUUCUGCGCACAGAUUGUGCAGGCGGCGAGGAACGUGGAGACAUCAGGAACCAUGGUAGGCCACCAAAAGCGUUGUCGCACAAAGGCCAGGGUCCGACGGGAGCCCGGGUGGCAGGCAAGCCUGGAGGAGUGGGCCCACCCCAGGCCCAAGGAGCGGACAGCGUCAGGAACAAACAUCCGGUUAUCUGCCGGGGAAGAUGGGCGACACCUGGAGGGGGUGGAGACAAUCACAAAGACAGGUGAAACAGAUCAGGGUGUGACAUAGAUAGUUAAUCCAGAGAUUCUUACCUUUGCCUCGAUUCGGCAGUCUCGUCCAGAUCUUCAUGGCAUUUGAAGUUCUUUAUGAUAGCCACAUUAGCAGCUAAUUAGUGUUUCAUUUUCGGGGGAUAAAGACAGGCGAAUAUAUUGAUAAAAGUCACCUUAUCAAAAUGUCACGCCAGGGUAAACCUACACGAAACACAGCCCUUAUUUUAAGUGUUUCUAAAAUCCCCUAUGGGAUCCCUAACCAUUUCCCUGUGUGACCGCUAGGUUUAUGGGUAUUAUGACUGUGGUACUCUAUGAUCAUCCUAUUGAAGCUACAUAUUGGUUACAAGCCAGGUUUCCAUCCAACCUUUUUAUGCGAGUGAAGUACAUCAGAUUAAAAAUGUCAUGACAGGCCUGAAGGAAACAGCAAAUUUGUCUGUAAACUUCCAAAUGUUGACAAAAGAAAAAACGCUAGACAAGGUGGUAUCUUUUUAUGACGGUAAAAUGUGUCAUACAAGAAACGCUUUUAUGCGCAAAUAUUGAUGUAAUAACCAUCAUAUCGAAGUAAACUGGAAGUCACCCCAUAUGUUGUAUGGUCCUCCCACUACAACUCGGGAAAGCGUGCAGGUUAUUAGGCUACAGAUGAAAUAAAUUAUGAACUUCACAGUGUGGUGAAACUGCACGAUGAUGAGCUUGAUGUUUCUUUACAAUACAUUUCGAGGGUUUUAUUCUGGUGACGUGAUAUCGAUGCUUGGCUGCCGUUUGACAAAUAAAAAUAAUCGGGCACUUUUGUCCAUAAUAAUCUCAUCAUAUGUAGGCUAUACCCGCACUGUAUCUGCGAGCUGUUAGCUAGAGUGCACGUUUCCAUGCCAGAGUGGGCACAUUCACUAUAUACACAAAAUUUUUUGUGACAAAACCAUCCGCAGAGUUGAAAAUGCUAUGGAAACCCAUUUAAAGCCAUUUAAUAUGUACUUUUUUGGGCAACCGGACCAAAUUAACAUAUAAUUAUGUGUUAUAGAUCUGUCAUUCUCAUUGAAAGCAAGUCUAAUAAGCGGUAGAUCUGUUCUAUGUGUGCUAUUUCUAUGCUUCCUGUGCUUAAGUGUAAUUUUUGCUUCUUUUGCUUCUUUACCUUCGGUUUUGUACACCAGAUUCAAACAGCAAAAAUACAAUAUUUUUGGUUAUGUAAAAUAUAUUUCACAGCGGUUUAGAUGGUACAAUGCUUUUCUUGCUUAGGCAAACUAUUAGGAUUUUUGCAACCAUGAAAUGGUGGGGCGUUUUCUGCAUAGUGUGCAUCUUUAACUUGUAUUUGUUAUUCGGUACAUGUGAAUUUAACUGCAAAAUAAAUGUUUUAUUAUGUCAUUAUGCAGUGACGUUCCGCCGCAACAAAAUGGAAAUACAUCUCUGAUGGAAAAAUGCGCAUAUUGUUUUUAUGUUGAUUUUAUAAUAUUCGUAUGAAAAUCUGUCAUCCAUUUAGUUGGAUACCUAGCUUUGUCGACAAAACAAAAUAAGCUAGACAAGGUGGGAUAUGUUUUUGGUCUGUGAAAUUGAUUGUGACAAUUGCGAUGGAAACGCUUUUAUGCGCAAAUAUUCAUAGAAAAACCACCCUGUUGCAGUAAACUUGGAGUUACACAAUAAUGUUGUACCCUACUACAACCACAACAUGGAAAAGCAUGCAGAAUUUAUAGGCAGAUGGAAUAAGUUAGGAUGAACUUCAUCACUUAUUUCAUAACUUCAUAACUUAUUGUGGUUAUGUGCACGGUGAUGAGCUUCAUGCAAAUGUCCAAUAAAUAUGAGGGUAGGCUAUCAUUUGAACGAUGCUGGUGACAUGUUGCUUGGAUACCCACAUUUCUUGCUCCAGCCAAACGCUACGCCAUGCCCACGGACGUUAGUUUCUUCUCCGAAAUGAGUCUAGAUCUGAGUACCUCCCUAGCACAAAGUUUCUAAACCUAGAGGCACAACAUCGUGAGACUUCCAGGAACGCUUGCGAAACAAACGAAGCAGACCAGGCCGAGGUUUAAGAAGUCAAUGAGAGAAGUGAACAAUUAUUCCUUAGUUGUUAAUUUUCUUGAAAUCUAAAGGCAUAACAACCUAAGAAGAAUUCGAGCCAAUGUCUUAAGUAGUUGAACAUGUUGUUACUCCAACCUCGUGAAAGUGACAAACUGACACGUUUUCAUUUUUGUCAAAAACAAUAUUAUAUCGAAGGAGUGCCUUUGAUUUGACAGCCUGCACAUACUCAGUUCGGCGCGUGAUGACUGUUAGACCCAAUGACGUAUUUCUAUUUUCAACUUAACUUCCGGAAGUAGGAACUCCGCUCAUACAUCUUUCUUUCAAUGCCUGCUACGUUAGGUUAUUAAAACGGGGAGAAUAUGCUUACUUUCUUUAUGAAACACCAUUUUCCACACAGCAUCUGGGAAUAGCAUUAGCCACUACUGUUGAGUAGUGCUGAGCGAUUACAACUAAUUGACCGACAUCGGAUUCAUUCUUUGAAUUCUAUUUAGUUCGGGUUGUUUCUGUGAGCUCAAUUCGCAGUUUCUCUAGAGAGAAAUCAGAUCAAGCCCAAACUGUGCAAUGUAGUAGGGAGUUAUAGUUUCCAACAGGCCAAUAUUCUACACAGUUUCAUGCAGAAAACUGUGUGGGGCAGACAAGGAGAGGGAGAGAAGAGAGAAGGGAUAGAGAGCAGUUACUUUACGAGGUAUCUAUACCGAAAAUACAUGAUCUAAGUGAUUGACAGUUGGUAUUCAGCAGUCAUAAAAGUAUGUCUUAUUUACUUUGAAAAACUACUCAAAUUGUGAUUUUGUCUGACAGCAUAGGCGGCUGUCUAGAUUAGAUGAUGACUUGGAAUCAAAUAAAACAAAUGUAAUAUACCCAUCAACUGAAAUGUUUUAUUAAAAUAAAGUAAUGUGAAUAAAUUAUGGUUAAUAAGUGAUAAACAGUAAUGGGCACUCACUACCAUCAAGAGACCUCAAAAAGCACUAAUCGCUCAGCACUGUUAGCCACUGUAGCAUUAUGGUGAAAAAUUGUGUUUCAUAAAGAAAGUAAGCAUAUUUUCCCCAUUUCUUUCCCACGUUCUCGCCAUUAAAUCGUGUUAAGGAGGAAAUUGCCGCCUUUGCCGCCUGAAUGGAGAAUGGUUUAUGUACGAACCGUCCAUGGGGGAUACGUGUGUAUAACAAGCUGCAUACAUACCCUUUGGUUGGCAAGAUUAAACGACUCAAUAUCACCAUCUGCCGGGCUUAGGUUACUCUGGGUGCUAACAUUUGCAUAUUUUUUCGAUGCAGGAUGAAAAUCUGUUGUCAAUUGGAUGGAAACCUAGCGAAUGUUGCCAAUUUAGCGACUUUGUCGCUAUAUUUUGUGAGUUUUCAGACACCUCCAACAAAUGUUAUUGGUAAAAGAGGCUAGUGAUAAAUUCAGCUACUUUUCAGGCUGCCUUUGGGGAGUUUAAAUAUUUUGCCAAUCAAAUACAAAUCAACAUAUCAGCCUGGAUCAAAAUGACACUUUAGCGCGUCUGUGUUUGCAUUACCUGCAUGUGUACAAGACGAGCCAUUGCUCAAGGAGAGAGAGACAGUCGGACAUUGCUGCAGCAGGUAGCCUAUAAAAUAAAUCAAAUUGUAUUUGUCAUAUGCGCCCAAUACGACUGGUGUAGACUUUACUGUGAAAUGCUUGCUUACGAGCCCUUCCCAACAAUGCUGUUUAAAAAUAUAAAUAAAAUAGUAACACAAGGAAUAAAAUAAAAUACACAAGAAUGGAUGUAAUUUGAGUGUCCCAGAUGUACAUUUACUAUCUUACGUUUAGUCUAUGAGACCAGGCUGGCUAAAUGACUCAAAUGUACAAAUGUAAAUUUAGCAGUCUGGCUAUUUAGCAGUUUUAUGGCUUGGGGGUAGAAGCUUUCUCGGAGCAUGAUGGUCCGAGAACCGAUGCUUCGGUACCAUUUGCCGGAUGGUAGCAAUGUGAACUGUCUAUGGCUUCGGUGGCUGGAGUCUUUGGCAAUUCUUUAGGCCUUCCUUUGACACUGCCUGAUAUAGAGGUCCUGGGUGGCAGGGAGCUUGGCCCCAGUGAUGUACUGGGCUGUGCGCACCACCCUCUGUAGCGCUUUGCGGCCAAGGGCGGUGCAUUUGCCAUACCAAGCAGUGAUGCAGCCAAUCAAGAUGCUCUCAAUGGUGCAGCUGAAUAACUUUUUGACAAAUCUUUUCAACCUCCUGAGGGAGAAGAGGCGCUUGGUCUUACUGCCAUUGAGGGAGAGGUUGUUAUCCUGGCACCACACUGCUAAGUCUCUGACCUGCUCCCUGUAGGCUGACUCAUCGCCGUCUGUGAUCACCGUUGUGUCCUCAGCAAAUUUAAUGAUGGUGUUGGAGUUGUGCGUGACCACACAAUUGUGAGAGUACAGGAGGGGACUAAGCACACACCCCUGAGGGGCCCCCGUGUAGAGGGUCAGCGUGGCGGAGGUGUUGUUGCCUACCAUCACCACCUGGGGCCGGCCUGUCAGGAAGUCCAGGAUCCAGUUGCAGAAGGAGGGGUUCAGUUUCAGAGUCCCUAGCUUGGUGAUGAGCUUGGAGAAGACUAUGGUGUUGAACGCUGAGCUGUAGUCUAUGAACAGCAUUCUCACAUAGUUAUUCCCCCUCUGGUCCAGGUGGGCGAGGGCAGUGUGAAGUGCAAUUGAGAUUGCAUCAAAUAUGAUAGAGAACAGACUAAUAACUAGGUAGCCAAUUCAAAAACAGAUCUUGCACCCUUUAGUUAACUGUUUAGCUAUUAUUAGCAUGUAUUAAUGUUUUCGUCAUGUCCCAAAAAACUUUCCACCAACACUCGCAAAUAAGGCCAUACAAAGUUGAUUUGCUUUUUUGAACAAUUCAUAUGAUUCAUUUAAACUAUUAUUUUUUAUGAAACUAACGAUUCACUUCGCCAUUGUAUUAGUUGGAAUUCGGUUCAAUAGCGGUGAAUCGAAUACUGUGAAUCAAAAUAAUAAUUUGUGAAUCACAAACAGUUAUUUUUUGAUUAUAUGGGACAUUGCAACUCAAUAGAUGCUAGUCAGCCUGCAAAGUAAACACUUCUAAGGUAGAAAGUGCCCAUCCCUGCCAAGGUGGUAGAACCCACUCCACCCAAGGUGAUUGAGACCACCCCAGCCAAGGAGGAAGUGCCCAUCCCAGCCAAGGUGGAAGUGCCCACCCUAGCCAAGGUGGAAGUGACCACCCCUGCUCUCAGGGUGGAGAAGCCCAUUUCUACUGCUGCUGCCAAGUUGGUGAAAACUACACCUGUCCAUGUUGCCUUUAACAAGGUCACCCAGAUGACAGGUACACUCACCUUUUCUUCCUGUUUAUUUCAGAUAGUCAAAGUCUCUGACUAUGUGUCUGUCUCUCUCUAUAUAUAUUAAUUUUCUUCCUUCAGACUUACAUUCCCUUAAAUCAAUGUUGGAUCGUCUAAAACACUGGUUCCCAAACUGUGGGGUGAGGGGUCGGCAGGGGGAUGCGGAUGGAAAGGUAGGGGGAGAUUAACAAAUGCAAAACAAAUACAUGCAUACACUACCGUUCAAAAGUUUGGGGUAUCCAUUAAAAUAACAUCAAAUUGAUCAGAAAUACAGUGUAGACAUUGUUAAUGUUGUAAAUGGCUAUUGUAGCUGGAAACGGCUGACUUUUAAUGGAAUAUCUACAUAGGUGUACAGAGGCCCAUUAUCAGCAACCAUCAGUCCUGUGUUCCAAUGGCACGUUGUGUUUGCUAAUCCAAGUUUAUCAUUUUAAAAGGCUAAUUGAUCAUUAGAAAACCCUUUUGCAAUUGUGUUAGCACAGCUGAAAACAGUUGUGCUGAUUAAAGAAGCAAUAAAACUGGCCUUCUUGAGACUAGUUGAGUAUCUGGAGCAUCAGCAAUUGUGGGUUCGAUUACAGGCUCAAAAUGGCCAGAAACAAAUAACUUUCUUCUGAAACUCAUCAGUCUAUUCUUGUUCUGAGAAAUGAAGGCUAUUCCAUGAGAGAAAUUGCCAAGAAACUGAAGAUCUUGUAUAACGCUGUGUACUACUCCCUUCACAGAACAGCGCAAACUGGCUCUAACCAGAAUAGAAAGAGGAGUGGGAGGCCCCGGUGCACAACUGAGCAAGAGGACAAAUACAUUAGAGUGUCUAGUUUGAGAAACAGACGCCUCACAGGUCCUCAACUGGCAGCUUCAUUAAAUAGUACCCGCAAAACACCAGUCUCAACGUCAACAGUGAAGAGGCGACUCCGGGAUGCUGACCUAGGCAGAGUUGCAAAGAAAAAGCCAUAUCUCAGACUGGCCAAUAAAAAUAAAAGAUUAAGAUGGACAAAAGAACACAUACACUGGACAGAGGAAGAUUGGAAAAAAGUUUUAUGGACAGACGAAUCGAAGUUUGAGGUGUUCGGAUCACAAAGAAGAACAUGCUGGAGGAGUGCUUGAUGCCAGCUGUCAAGCAUGGUGGAGGCAAUGUGAUGGUCUUGGGGUGCUUUGGUGGUGGUAAAGUGGGAGAUUUAUACAGGGUAAAAGGGAUCUUGAAGAAGGAAGACAGAUAUCAAGAGGAUUACAUUCAGUAUGGAUUCACAUGCCUCAUGGUCGAUGGGGAUCCACAUCCACAAUAUGUUGUGUUUGGAUGUGCUAGCAAAUUACAGUUUGAAGCCAGUGAAACUGAAGAGACAUUUACACACCAAACACAUUUACAUUUACAUUUACGUCAUUUAGCAGACGCUCUUAUCCAGAGCGACUUACAAAUUGGUGCAUUCACCUUAUAGCCAGUGGGAUAACCACUUUACAAUGUUUUUAUUUUUUUUGGGGGGGUGGGGUAAGGGGGGUGGUAGAAGGAUUACUUUAUCCUAUCCCAGGUAUUCCUUAAAGAGGUGGGGUUUCAAAUGUCUCCGGAAGGUGGUGAGUGACUCCGCUGUCCUGGCGUCGUGAGGGAGCUUGUUCCACCAUUGGGGUGCCAGAGCAGCGAACAGUUUUGACUGGGCUGAGUGGGAACUGUGCUUCCACAGAGGUAGGGGAGCCAGCAGGCCAGAGGUGGAUGAACGCAAUGCCCUCGUUUGGGUGUAGGGACUGAUCAGAGCCUGAAGGUACGGAGGUGCUGUUCCCCUCACAGCUCCGUAGGCAAGCACCAUGGUCUUGUAGCAGAUGCGAGCUUCAACUGGAAGCCAGUGGAGUGUGCGGAGGAGCGAGGUGACGUGAGAGAACUUGGGAAGGUUGAACACCAGACGGGCUGCGGCAUUCUGGAUGAGUUGUAGGGGUUUAAUGGCACAGGCAGGGAGCCCAGCCAACAGCGAGUUGCAGUAAUCCAGAUGGGAGAUGACAAGUGCCUGGAUUAGGGCCUGUGCCGCUUCCUGUGUAAGGCAGGGUCGUACUCUCCGAAUGUUGUAGAGCAUGAACCUACAGGAUUGGGUCACCGCCUUGAUGUUAGCGGAGAACGACAGGGUGUUGUCCAGGGUCACGCCAAGGCUCUUCGCACUCUGGGAGGAGGACACAACGGAGUUGUCAACCGUGAUGGCGAGAUCAUGGAACGGGCAGUCCUUCCCCGGGAGGAAGAGCAGCUACGUCUUAUCAAGGUUCAGCUUGAGGUGGUGAUCCGUCAUCGAUACUGAUAUGUCUGCCAGACAUGCAGAGAUGCGAUUCGCCACCUGGUUAUCAGAAGGGGGAAAGGAGAAGAUUAGUUGUGUGUCGUCUGCGUAGCAAUGAUAGGAGAGGCCAUGUGAGGAUAUGACAGAGCCAAGUGACUUGGUGUAUAGCGAGAAUAGGAGAGGGCCUAGAACUGAGCCCUGGGGGACACCAGUGGUGAGAGCACGUGGUGCGGAGACAGCUUCUCGCCACGCCACUUGGUAGGAGCGACCGGUCAGGUAGGACGCAAUCCAAGAGUGAGCCGCGCCGGAGAUGCCCAGCUCGGAGAGGGUGGAGAGGAGGAUCUGAUGGUUCACAGUAUCAAAGGCAGCAGACAGGUCUGGAAGGACAAGAGCAGAGGAGAGAGAGUUAGCUUUAGCAGUGCGGAGAGCCUCUGUGACACAGAGAAGAGCAGUCUCAGUUGAAUGACCAGUCUUGAAACCUGACUGGUUUGGAUCAAGAAGGUCAUUCUGAGAGAGAUAGCAAGAGAGUUGACUAAAGACGGCACGCUCAAUAGUUUUGGAGAGAAAAGAAAGAAGGGAUACUGGUCUGUAGUUGUUGACAUCAGAGGGAUCGAGUGUUGGUUUUUUGAGAAGGGGUGCAACUCUCGCUCUCUUGAAGACGGAAGGGACAUAGCCAGCGGUCAAGGAUGAGUUGAUCAGCGAGGUGAGGUAAGGGAGAAGGUCACCAGAGAUGGUCUGGAGAAGAGAGGAGGGGAUAGGGUCAAGCAGGCAGGUUGUUGGGCGGCCGGCCGUCACAAGUCGCAAGAUUUUAUCUGGAGAGAGAGGGGAGAAAGAAGUCAAAGCAUAGGGUAGGGCAGUGUGAGCAGGACCAGCAGUGUCAUUUGACGUAACAAACGAGGAUCGGAUGUCGUCAACCUUCUUUUCAAAAUGGUUGACGAAGUCAUCCACAGAGAGGGAGGAGGGGGAGGGGGAGGAGGAUUCAGCAGGGAGGAGAAGGUGGCAAAGAGCUUCCUAGGAGGCAGAUGCUUGGAAUUUAGAGUGGUAGAAAGUGGCCUUAGCAGCAGAAACAGAUGAAGAAAAUGUAGAGAGGAGGGAGUGAAAAGAUGCCAGGUCCGCAGGGAGUCUAGUUUUCCUCCAUUUCCGCUCGGCUGCCCAGAGCCCUGUUCUGUGAGCUCGCAAUGAGUCAUCAAGCCACGGAGCUGGAGGGGAGGACCGAGCCGGCCGGGUGUAUAGGGGACAUAGAGAGUCAAAGGAUGCAGAAAGGGAGGAGAGGAGGGUUGAGGAGGCAGAAUCAGGAGAUUGGAGGGAGAAGGAUUGAGCAGAGGGAAGAGAUGAUAGGAUGGAAGAGGAGAGAGUAGCGGGAGAGAGAGAGCGAAGGUUGCGACGGCGCAUUACCAUCUGAGUAGGGGCAGAGUGAGUAGUGUUGGAGGAGAGCGAGAGAGAAAAGGAUACAAAGUAGUGGUCGGAGACAUGGAGGGGAGUUGCAGUGAGAUGAGUAGAAGAACAGCAUCUAGUAAAGAUGAGGUCAAGCGUAUUGCCUGCCUUGUGAGUAGGGGGGGACGGUGAGAGGGUGAGGUCAAAAGAGGAGAGGAGUGGAAAGAAGGAGGCAGAGAGAAAUUAGUCAAAGGUAGACGUAGGGAGGUUGAAGUCCCCCAGAACUGUGAGGGGUGAGCCAUCCUCAGGAAAGGAACUUAUCAAGGCGUCAAGCUCAUUGAUGAACUCUCCAAGGGAACCUGGAGGGCGAUAAAUGACAAGGAUGUUAAGCUUAAAUGGGCUAGUGACUGUGACAGCAUGGAAUUCAAAUGAGGAGAUAGACAGAUGGGUCAGGGGAAAAAUAGAGAAUGUCCACUUGGGAGAGAUGAGGAUUCCUGUGCCACCACCCCGCUGACCAGAUGCUCUCGGGGUAUGCGAGAACACAUGGUCAGACGAGGAGAGAGCAGUAGGAGUAGCAGUGUUUUCAGUGGUAAUCCAUGUUUCCGUCAGCGCCAAGAAGUCGAGGGACUGGAGGGUAGCAUAGGCUGAGAUGAACUCUGCCUUGUUGGCAGCAGAACGGCAGUUCUAGUGGCUGCCUGAGACCUGGAAAUCCACGUGGGUGGUGCGUGCAGGGACCACCAGGUUAGAGAGGCAGCAGUCACGCGGUGUGAGGCGUUUGUAUAGCCUGUGCGGAGAGGAGAGAACAGGGAUAGACAGAGGCAUAGUUGACAGGCUGCAGAAAAUGGCUACAAUAAUGCAAAGGAGAUCGGAAUGAAAUGAACUAAACAUCUGGGAAAGGAGAGAGCGGGGCCUCCCUCACCACAACACCCAAAUAUAACUCUCCCAACUUCCACCUCAGAAACUAUAAUUGUUGUAAACUACAGCGGUUCAAUGUUUUCUAGGAAUAGACUAACUUAGUUUAUUCAGCUAGCUAACUUGGUACAGUAGUCUUCCGUGAAAAUCGUCCAGGGCACCUAGUCAUAAGACGCCACAGCCAGCUAGCAUGCCGGACUCCAACAACAUGGUUUAGCACCAAUACUCGGCCACAACAAACCACCAGUGUGUCAACACGCCAAGCAGAUAGUCCGUGUCCGUGUCUAACGUUGUGGGUUAGUCCCGACAGCUUGAGCGAGUCCGUCCUCAACUUAUUCAGCCAGUUAGUUAGCUAGAAUAGUUAGCAUACUAGCUAGCCAUUGCUUUCAGACAAAGAAGAAACCCCUCCUUUCACGGCACGAACACACAGAGAGAGCCAAGCUAACGUUAACUAGUCACCCAUGUCCCGAAUACCUUGAACGACUCUGGCUACCAAUAUGUAAAAACAAAACACAAAUGUAGGUUAUGACUUACCCCUAGCAGCUACUGUUAGCUAGCCAAGUGCAAAGCUAGCCACUGAAUUGACUCAGCCAGUUCGCGUCUGUUCGCUAGGUCGUUCUAGCUAUUGUUUACUAGUAGCUAUCCAGGUAGCAACAAGCUAGCUAAAUUUCAAGCACAGUAGCCACUUACUACCUAACGUUAACGGUUCAGACAAUGAGGUUAGAAAACAGCUGAAUGGUAGGCAUUAUUGUAUGUAAUUAUUGUAGGCAGCCAGCUGGCGUAAUUACAGGCACUCUCAGGCGUGAAACAACUAUACCGUUGCUAAUAGUUGCCAGUAGCUACCCGCCAGCUAGUCCAGGUAGUGGGUUAGCUAGCUAGCUUCGUGCUUCACCGGGCUCAGCCGAAUAUAAUACUAACCUACAAUAAUUACAUACAACAACCCACGAUAACUACCUACAAUACCUAACUACAAUCUAAAUACAUAGUUUAAGCUACUCGACAAAGCCCAAACUAUGUAUAAAGCCAAGCUUACCCGACGACCUCACCCGACAACCUCCUCCUGCUACAGAUGGCACUAACACCCAACACACACUGAUUUUUUCCAUCGCAAAGUUCAAGAUGUGCAUGGCCAAAAGCAGAUAUUGACCACACAUAGUACAACCACUACCAAACCCCAAGCUGUAUCUUAUGAAGUGGCAUAUCUCAUUGCAAAAUCAAAAAAGCCACACACUAUUGGUAACACUCACAUUCUCCCCGCAGCAAUAGCCAUGUGUCAAGCUAUGCAUGGUGAGAAAAUAGCCAGUCAGCUCAAACAAAUCCCACUGUCUGAUAAUACCGUUGCCCAGCGAAUAGAUGGUAUGGCAAAAGAUACAGAGUCAGCUUAUUGAUCGUUUCAAAGAGAGUGGGAAAUUUGCUCUACAACUUGAUGAGUCGACUGAUAUAUCGCAUGCAGCUCUUAUAUUCGUAAGAUAGGCCUACUGCUAUGAGGGGAAACUACAUGAAGAUGUGUUAUUUUGCAGUGCGCUUGAGGGGACAUGCAAAGGACAGGAUAUAUUCAACAAACCUGAUGGAAAGAUCCGGGAGGAGGGGCUGUGUUGGGAGAACUGUGUGCAGGGGUUAAAGUUCUCCAUCACUGCGACAGAUUUCCGUCUUAUGGAUUCUGGAGAGAUUAUUUUAGAGAUCAGUGUAGAUCCACAAUAAAACACCUAUGGUAUUGCCCCUCAAUUAAAAAAGCAGCUUUCAGAAAAGCUGAAAACUGAAAUGUUUUCUUUCAAUGCUGAUGAAUUCACCAAUGAGAACAUGGACAGAAAAGUUUCAACAAAGCAACUAGCUUCAAGGAAAGUCAACAUUGCAGAUGCAUCAGCCCUUCUGCAUCAGCCCUCAAGCUAACUGAUAUUCUCAAUUCCUUUCGCCUAAACUGGAGUCAAAUUGUUAGUAUAAUUCUGGAUAACUGUGCAGUAAUGAGGGGCAAAAAGUCUGCAGUGGAGACCUAAGCGCGAAAUGAAAACCAUGCACUUCUAGACAUCAGUGGAGACACAGUUCACAUGGUUUCCAAUGCCUCUCCAGUCUUAUGUAGAAGACUUCUGCUCUGAUGUCUACAUUGAAAAAUUCCCCAAAUAAAAGGAGGUUUUUGCAGAGUUCCAGUCUUUGCUUCAUAUGAAGAUCAAGAGCCUAAAACAACUAAUCAGCAGCAGGUUCCUGCAAAUGCUGAAAGUAUGCAACCGAGCACACAAGAUGGAUGCACUACUACAGCUUCUUGUCUCCCCCUGAUCAACACAAACAAGAUUUUUACGUUUUAGUAGACACUCUUAUCCAGAGCAAUUUACAGGAGCAAUUAGGGUUAAGUGCCUUGUUCAAGGGCUCAUCAAUAGAUCUUUCACCUAGUCAGCUCAAGGAUUCAAACCAGCAACCUUUCUGUUACUGGUCCAAUGCUCUUAACCGCUAGGCUACCUACCGCCCCAUACUGUAUGGCAUCUUUGUUUUGAAUGUAUAAUACCAAGUUAUAUAUUGACUGUAUUGCUUUUAGAAUACACUGCUUUAGAUGGCUCUAAAUCUGGUGGUCCCAAAAGUAAAAGUGUGUGUGUGGCAUAGCAUAGGCAUGACAGCAUCACAGUUUUGUUGUAUAAUUUUGUUUUAAAUAUAUUGUGUUGCAGAUGGCUUCUCAACCAGGUUCUUGACAAGCAUGCAGUUACAUCUGAUGAAAGGCCAGAAUAACUUUUCUUCAACAACAGGCAAAAUCUGUGAGUCGGACUUAUGUCAACAGCAACCGGAAGAAACACAUCUGUUUGCUGUUCUCAGAGUUCGACAAGCUGACAGCCUUAAUCGAUUUGUACAGAGGUACACUAUAUAUACAAAAGUAUAUGGACACCCCUUCAAGUUAGUGGAUUUGGCUAUUUCAGCCACACCUGUUGUUGACAGGUGUAUGAAAUCGAGCACACAGCCAUGCAAUCUCGUUAGACAAACAUUGGCAGUAGAAUGGCCUUACUGAAGAGCUCAGUGACUUUCAACGUGGCACCAUCAUAGGAUGCCACCUUUCCCACAAGUCAGUUCGUCAACUUUCUGCCCUGCUAGAGCUGCCCCGGUCAACUGUAAGUGCUGUUAUUGUGAAGUGGAAACGUAUAGGAGUAACAACGCCUCAGCCGCGAAGUGGUAGGCCACACAAGCUCACAGAACGGGACCACCGAGUGCUGAAGUGCGUAGUGCAACAUUCACUACCGAGUUCCAAACUGCCUCUGGAAGCAACGUCAGCACAAGAUCUGUUCGUCAGGAGCUUCAUGAAAUGGGUUUCCAUGGCCGAGCAGCCGUACACAAGCCUAAGAUCACCAUGCGCAAUGCCAAGCAUCGCCUGGAGUGGUGUAAAGCUCGCGCCAUUGGACUCUGGAGGAGUGGAAACGCUUUCUCUGGAGUGAUGAAUCUAGCUUCACCAUCUGGCAGUCUGAUGGAUGAAUCUGGGUUUGUCAGAUGCCAGGAGAACGCUACCAUAGUGCCAACUGUAAAGUUUGGUAGAGGAGGAAUAAUGGUCUGGGGCUGUUAUUUAUGGUUCGGGCUAGGCCCCUUAGUUCCAGUGAAGGGAUAUCUUAACGCUACAGCAUACAAUGACAUUCUAGAUGAUACUGUGCUUCCAACUUUGUGGUAAGGGAAGGCCCUUUCCUGUUUCAGCAUGACAAUGCCCCGUGCACAAAGCGAGGUUUGUCGAGAUCGGUGUGGAAGAACUUGACUGGCCUGCACAGAGCCCUGACCUCAACCCCAUCGAAUACCUUUGGGAUGAAUUGGAACGCAGACUGCGAGCCAGGCCUAGUGGCCCAACAUCAGUGCCCGACCUCACUAAUGCUCUUGUGGCUGAAUGGAAGCAAGUCCCCUCAGCAAUGUUCCAACAUCUAGUGGAAAGCCUUCCCAAAAGAGUGGAGGCUGUUAUAGCAGCAAAGUGGGGACCAACUCCAUACUAAUGCCCAUGAUUUUGGAAUGAGAUGUUCGACGAGCAGGUGUACACAUACUUUUGGUCAUGUUGUGUAUGUUACUUCCUUUAGUUGAAAACUCACCUAUAUGACAACAGGACUAUGUUUCCUCAAGCCAUACAUUUGCGUAAUACCACGUGAAAGAAGUGGAUUAAAAUGACAUGUCAUUAAUGAAUGAUGGUUAAAAGUGCUGUGCUUGCAUUUUACUAUAACAUGCCUAAUCAGUUGCUAGUAUAUUUUUCAGGUGUGCUUCCAACAUUUCAGGGAUUCCUGAAGAAGCUGCAGCACGAGAAGCCCCUAAUACAUAUGCUGCAUGUUGAGAUGGUGGUGCUUGUCAGGGAAAUCCUCUCCAAGUUCAUCAACCCUGAAGCCAUCCCACUCAGCGUGAAAGACCUGUUGAAGCGGGAUGUCACAAGGAAAGAACUGCAGUACCCUGACAAAGGGUUGUCUGUAGGGAAAUACAGCUUCACUGCGAUGAACAAGGCUCGGAUGGAGAAGAAGCCUUGGUUCAAAGAUGUUUACAUCUCACUAAGAGAGGGAUACAUGAAGGCAACAAGGUUUCUCCAGGAGAAGCUACCUCUGGCUAAUAACACAAUCACAUGUCUAUCUGCUCUCAAUCCAUCCUUGAUUCUCCAUGAAUCUAUCAGAGGGGCUUUCAAUAGCUUGGGCAAAUCUCUUCCAAAUGUAUUGAAAGCAGAGCAGCUUGGUCAGUUUGAUGAAGAAGUCCGUGCUGGGAGCUCAUUCCAAAGCUCGUGCCAAAGACUGUGGAGGAUGCGGAACAAAUUGAUGUGGACUGGUGGAGCAAGGUGUUGGCCAUGAAAACCUCUGUAGGUGAAAAGAGAUUCCCCCUCAUAGUGAAGCUGGUCAGGGCUUUACUGAGUGUUUUCAUGGGCCCACUUGUUGAGGGAUCCUUCAACCUUAAGGAUGACAUUCUUGAACCAGUAUAAAGCUGGGAUGUAUGUGGAAACCUACGAAAGCUUAGCCAUAAUCAAGUCCAACAUGAAGGCAGUUGGCAUAACAGCCUCUACAAUGGAGAUUGACCAUCCACUGAGAAGGACCUGUCUGUCCUCCUACCAAACAUACCAAGAGCACCUGCAGUAGAAGAAGGAAAUCAAGACUGCCGGCCCAGACGGCAUCCCUAGUUGCGUCCUCAGAGCAUACGCAGACCAGCAGAUGGAGUGUUUACGGACAUAUUCAAUCUCUCCCUAUCCCAGUCUGCUGUCCCCACUUGCUUUAAGAUGUCCACCAUUGUUCCUGUACCAAAGAAAGCAAAGGUAACUGAACUAAAUGACUAUCGCCCCGUAACACUCAUUUCUGUCGGCAUGAAGUGCUUUGAGAGGCUAGUUACGGUGAAGUAUGGUGGUGGCAGCAUCAUGCUGUGGGGAUGUUUUUCAGCUGCAGGGACUGGGAGACUAGUCAGGAUCAAGGGAAAGAUGAACGGAGCAAAGUACAGAGAGGUCCUUGAUAAAAACCUGCUCCAGAGCACUCAGGACCUCAGACUGGGGCAAAGGUUCACCUUCCAACAGGACAACGACCCUAAGCACACAGCCAAGACAACGCAGGAGUGGCUUCGGGACAAGUCUCUGAAUGUCCUUGAGUGGCCCAGCCGGAGCCCGGACUUGAACCCAAUCUAACAUCUCUGGAGAGACUUGAAAAUAGCUGUGCAGCAACGCUCCCCAUCCUGACAGAGCUUGAGAGGAUCUGCAGAGAAGAACGUGAGAAACUCCCCAAAUACAGGUGUGCCAAGCAAGAAGACUCUGGGCUGUAAUCGCUGCCAAAGGUGCUUCAACAACGUACUGAGUAAAGGUUCUGAAUACUUAUGUAAAUGUAAUAUUUCAGUUUUUUAUUUUUAAUACAUUUGCAAAAAUUCCUAAAAACCUUGUGCUUUGUCAUUAUGGGGUAUUGUGUGUAGAUUGAUGAGGGAUAAAAACAAUUUAAUGCAUUUCAGAUUAAGGCUGUAACUUAACAAAAUGUUGGAAAAGUGAAGGGGCCUGAAUACUUUCUGAAUGCACUGUGACAAAAAAAAUUGUGACAAAACCAUGAGUAGAGUUGAAAAUGCGAUGGAAACCCAUUUCACUUGUAUUUUUUAUUAGGUACAGAAUUUAUGCGAAAAAAGUUAAUUUUGUGUGCACUGAUUUUUACCCGCAUCAAGUCCAUUUGGUGGAAACCCACCACUGGUGGGAAAAUGCGCAUAUUUUCUUUCUGUGGAUUCUAGAAUAUUCGCAAGAAAAUCUGUCGCCAAUUAGAUGGAAACCUAGCUACUGAAAUUCUUUGAACAUUUUAUUUUACCUCCAUCCAUUGUUUGGUUUAGGUGACUCGCUCCAAUUCCACACAAUGCUUAUGUAUUACUGUCCCAUCCCUGGUUUUUGAAGCAUCCUCAGGUCAGCACCAAGUGCACAUCAUUAAUCUAAUUCGGCUUCACAGAGAUUAACUGGUUAGUCCUUAUUUACCUUAGUCUGGGAUUCCCUAGUCUAUAACUAAUUAAUCUGAAAUUAAGCAACGUCUCAGAAAGCAAUUUUUUUUAUCUGGAUUAAUUUAAGUAGAAUUAGCCUAGUCCUGAUUUAAAUUAAACUCUGUCCUGGAAACCGCUCUGUGGUGUUAAGAAAAAUUCUUACAAAAUGUUAUCAUGUUUUUACAGCUACUCCUUACUGAGAAGGCCCUCCUAACAUCUAACAUAAUUUUGCCUCUUUAAAACACUGAACCCUCAUGUUUCUUUAAACUCUGUCUUUCUUCUUGCCCCCUUUCUUUAUUCACCCUCCCUAAAAUAGGGAAUCUAUCACGGUCAUCAUGUCCAAUAAAUUCAAAUUAGGGAGCCUUAGCUCUGCUCCAGCCCCUUAAUGCGAUCUGGCUACACGAGCACACUCAUUCAUCCUGUGAGUCUCCAUGCAGGGGACGAUGCGAUAUCCGUCUCUUCCUGGAUGGCCCAUGCUGACCCCAGGCCUGUACUACAGCUAAUUUAACGUCCUGUCUGUUUAUUUAUGAGGGCUGUUUGAGACGGCCAAACACAAUGAAUAACGCACUUCAGCUCUGUCUUUGGGAAGUAUUAGUGGAUUACAGUGUUUUUUUUAAAGCGACUUGCUGACACCGUUUACGUCCCUGGGCCAAAGCAGAUUUGUGGAGCUGGCUGGCUCUCUCUUUGGGGUCACUGUUGAGAUAGGAGAGGAUGUUGUGCGGUUGUGUCGAAAAAACAUGAGGAGAAAUGGAUGCCAAGUUUACUUGUCAAGUUUACUUACAAAGACACUUUGUCAACAGAAAAUGUUUGACUGUUGUUAGUGUUGCAGUCUGCAUUGGAAAAUGACACCUCAUUCAUCAAAUUCUGAGUAGACAAAAAGAGAAGAAGAAGAAAGACUGAUAAUAUCCAAGAGAAGAAAGACUGAUAAUAUCCUCUGAUUCUGGUUUAGGCAAAUCCUGUACACUCGCCUCAUUGUUAUACUGUAUUUGUUCCCCAAAAUAUCCCACUUGACUUUGAUCCAAUCUUAAGGACAGCACACAAGAUUCCAAGGCAAUCAAGAUAACAUGGCUAAAAGCAUCAGUGCUCCAAGUUAACUAUCAUGUUAAUCACAGGCAGAUUAGAACAACAGAACAUUGUAUUAUCCAUACGCAGCCCACUAAGAGCACCCCACAAAUCAGCAUCACCCGCAGAGGUCACAGAGUGCCUGAGAGGUCGUUUCACCACCAGCUUCGAUCCUCAUCCCGCACAACUAAUCUCGAUGGCCAACCAAAACAACCCCGCCGAAUAGCUGCCGACGCUAAGGAAUAAAAGGCAAAUAAGACAGAGGACUAACAGCUAUAGUUUUGAUACGCACCAGGAAAUGCAGGUGCACUCACUCUGUUCUGCCCCUUUCCGAUUUCCUGGAAGCGGUGUCUGGACCACCAGUCCAGGUGGCCUAAAGACCAGACCGGAAUGGACUUUCAAUAAGAAAUGUAUAGUAUUUACACCUGGAACUCCAACUGAAUUAACCAUCUCUUUGAAUAAUUAAUGUAAUUAAUCAGUUUAUGAGUAGAGCCAGAAUGAAAACCAUCUGAUUUCCCUGGUCCACUCUGGGUAUGGGCCAACACACUCUGAUGGAUGGGAAGCUGGGGCAACAAUGGUGAGGUGAUAUUUAUUAGUCUGUGAUAAUACAGCACAAGCAGCAUGAUGGGUUGCUUCCGGGCUGAGUACAUACAUGGUAACCACUAACCUGAUCCACCAUUCUGAAACAAUGUAAGCUUGCGAGAUCAAGAUGGUUGAUCAGGCUCGGUAACCACAGCUCUAGUUCAACAUGCCUGUCUGUCUCUCUACCUCCUCAUAAACCAUAGACCUAAUUUGUCCAUCUCUGACUCACUCACUCAAUCUCCUGUAAUCUAUUUGACCACUAGCAUUUUUCUCUAGCACUACAGAGCUGUACAGACUCAACACUGACCUUGUGGGGACCUCUGCUGGUGUUUUACUGAAAUUACAGUUCUUAACAACUGCUGCUUUUUAGAGUUCUGGUGUGAUGAAUAUAAACCAUGUUUCAUGAGCUAAAAUAAAAGAUCCCAAAAGCGUAUUUGUCUCAGAUUUUGUGCACAAAUGUGUUUACAUCGCUGUUAGUGAGCAUUUCCCCUUUGCCAAGAUAAUCCAUCCACCUGACAGGUGUGGCAUAUCAAGAACCUGAUUAAACAGCAUGAUCAUUACACACAGGUGCACCUUGUGAUGGGGACAAUAAAAGGCCACUCUAAAAUGUGCAGUUUUGACACAGAACACAAUGCCACAGAUGUUUCAAGUUUUGAGGGAGCAUGCAAUUGGCAAGUUGACUGCAGGAAUGUACACCAGAGCUGUUGCCAGAGGAUUGAAUGUCAAUUUUUCUACAAAGACACAAUGUCGUUUUAGAGAAUUUGGCACUACGUCCAACCGGCCUCACAACAGCAGACCAUGUGUAACCACGCCAGCCAAGGACCUCAACAUCUGGCUUCUUCACCUGCGGGAUCGUCUGAGACCAACCACCCGGACAGCUGAUAAAACUGUGGGUUAGCACAACCGAAUAAUUUCUGCAAAGUCAGAAACUGUCUAAGGUAAGCUCAUCUGCGUGCUUGUCGUCCUCACUAGGGUCUUGACAUGACUGCAAUUAGGGGUCGUAACCGACUUCAGUGGGCAAAUGCUCACAUUCGAUGGCCACUGGCAUGCUGGAGAAGUGUGCUCUUCACAGAUGAAUCCCGAUUUCAACUGUACCGGACAGAUGGCAGACAGCGUGUAUGGCGUCGUGUGGGCGGGCGGUUUGCUGAUGUCAACGUUAUGAACAGAGUGCCCCAUGGUGGCGAUGGGGUUACGGUACGGGCAGGCAUAAGCUAUGGACAACAAAUACAAUUUCAUUUUAUGGAUGGCAAUUUGAAUGCACAGAGAUACCGUGACGAGAUCCUGAGGCCCAUUGUCGUGCCAUUCAUCCGCCACCACCACCUCAUGUUUCAGAAUGAUAAAGCACGGUCCCAUGUCGUAAACAAUUCCUGGAAGCUGAAAAUGUCCCUGUUCUUCCAUGGCCUGCAUACUCACCAGACAUGUCACCCAUUGAGCAUGUUUGGAUUGGAUGCUCUGGAUCGACGUGUACGACAGCGUGUUCCGAGUUCCCACUAGGACUGGGUGGUAUACCGUAUUUUACUAUAUACCGGUAUUGAUGCAUGGACCUGUUUGGGUUUUAACUUUACCUUCUAUAACGGUAUUUUAAUGUUUGGUUUGUUAAAUAAAUGUGAUACGCCUUGUGUAACAUUCAUUUUUAUUAUUUACUCUGCUACUUGAGUCAUCUCUCUCUACUCUCUCUCUCUCUCCAUGUCACUUUCCACACAGAUCUAGCCCUGCCAACUGUCACUAAAGGAGCGCAUUUGUUGUUGAUCGACCAUGAGACACUUGUGUUCAGUCUGCAUGGUCAAUGCAGCACAUGCAACAAUGUUGAUGACAACGAUGCUGUUUCCACUUUGCAUCUUAAUAUAUAUCAACAAGUGCUCUAUAAUUACACUAUUAGUUUGUGUUUCUUACAUCUGCAAAAAGCUAGUUUGUCUUUUCUUAGCAAGUUGUCACUAAAUUGUGUUAGCCGCUAAUGCUAAUUGCUAGUUAGCUGGCUAGCUAAUAAAUAUAAUGAGUCAGAACAAACGUAGCUAUACAGCCUGAUACCAGUGAUGGUGUAGGCCUAAAUCAGCAUGUUGUUUGUGCAACAGUAUCUUCUAAACCAAAGAGGAUUAGGCAAAGCAUGAAUAUGUUAGCUACAUUAAUGUAGCCAAAGAUUAUAGGGUCCCCUAGGAAACACUCACCAACAUUUUGGUUCAUACCCUAUCACAAUAACUCCUCCCUGGCACUUUCAUUCGUUGUUAUGUCAAACAAUACUGUAUUCAAAGUGCCCACUAUUACAGUUGAAGUCGGAAGUUUACAUACACCUUAGCCAAAUACAUUUAACCUCAGUUUUUCACAAUUCCUGACAAUUAAUACUAGUACAAAUUCCCUGUCUUAGGUCAGUUAGGAUCACCACUUUAUUUUAAGAAUGUGAAAUGUCAGAAUAAUAGUAGAGAGAAUUAUUUAUUUCAGCUUUUAUUUAUUUCAUCACAUUCCCAGUGGGUCAGAAGUUUACAUACACUCAAUUAGUAUUUGGUAGCAUUGCCUUUAAAUUGUUUAACUUGGGUCAAAUGUUUUGGGUAGCCUUCCACAAGCUUCCCACAAUAAGUUGGGUGAAUUUUGGCCCAUUCCUCCUGACAGAGCUGGUGUAACUGAGUCAGGUUUGUAGGCCUCCUUGCUCGCACACGCUUUUUCAGUUCUGCCCACAAAUGUUCUAUAGGAUUGAGGUCAGGGCUUUGUGAUGGCCACUCCAAUACCUUGACUUUGUUGUCCUUAAGCCAUUUUUCCACAACUUUGGAAGUAUGCUUGGGGUCACUGUCCAUUUGGAAGACCCAUUUGCGACCAUGCUUUAACUUCCUGACAGAUGUUUUGAGAUGUUGCUUUAAUAUAUCCACAUAAUUUUCCUUCCUCAUGUUGCCAUCUAUUUUAUGAAGUGCACCAGUCCCUCCUGCAGCAAAGCACCCCCACAGCAUGAUGCUGCCACCCCGUGCUUCACGGUUGGGAUGGUGUUCUUCCGCAUGCAAGCAGCCCCCUUUUUCCUCCAAACAUAACGAUGGUCAUUAUGGCCAAACAGUUCUAUUUUUGUUUCGUCAGACCAGAGGACAUUUCUCAAAAAAGUACGAUUUUUGUCCCAAUGUGCAGUUGCAAACCGUAGUCUGGCUUUCUUAUGACGGUUUUGGAGCAGUGGCUUCUUCCUUGCUGAGCGGCCUUUCAGGUUAUGUCGAUAUAGGACUCGUUUUACUGUGGAUAUAGAUACUUUUAUACCUGUUUCCUCCAGCAUCUUCACAAGGUCCUUUGCUGUUGUUCCGGGAUUGAUUUGCACUUUUCGCACCUAAGUACGUUCAUCUGUAGGAGACAGAACGCAUCUCCUUCCUGAGCGGUAUGACGGCUGCGUGGUCCCAUGGUGUUUAUACUUGCGUACUAUUGUUUGUACAGAUGAACGUGGUACCUUCAGGCGUUUGGAAAUUGCUCCCAAUGAUGUCAAUUAGCUUAUCAGAUGCUUCUAAAGCAAUGACAUCAUUUUCUGGAAUUUUCCAAGCUGUUUAAAGGCACAGUCAACUUAGUGUAUGUAAACUUCUGACCCACUGGAAUUGUGAUACAGUGAAUUAUAAGUGAAAUAAUCUGUCUGUAAACAAUUGUUGGAAAAAUUACUUGUAUCAUGCACAAAGUAGAUGUCCUAACCGACUUGCCAAAGCUAUAGUUUGUUAACAAGAAAUUUGUGGAGUGGUUGAAAAACGAGUUUUAAUGACUCCAACCUAAGUGUAUGUAAACUUCCGACUUCAACUGUAUACUGUAUAACGUACCUAAAAGCAAGAGAUCGCUAUGUGCACAGGUAAGAUCAGGGAUAUUGUGGUGAAAUGGAAGAGGAAAGACUAUGUAACUAUUGUGACUUCGAAGAAAUAGAGAAUUAAACUCAUUUUAUCCUCUACUGACCUUUCUAGCACAAUAUACAGUACCAGUCAAAAGUUUGGACACACCUACUUAUUCAUUGUAGAAUAAUAUUGAAGACAUCAAAACUAUGAAAUAACACAUAUGGAAUCAUGUAGUAAACAAAAAAAAGUGUUAAUCAAAUCAAAGUAUAUUUUAGAUUUGAGAAUAUGCAAAUAGCCAACCUUUGCCUUGAUGACAGCUUUGCACACUCUUGGCAUUCUCUCAACCAGCUUCACCUGGAAUGCUUUUCGAACAGUCUUGAAGGAGUUCCCACAUAUGCUGUGCACUUGAUGGCUGCUUUUUCUUCACUCUGCGGUCCAACUCAUCCCAAACCAUCUCAAUUGGGUUGAGGUUGGGUGAUUGUGGAGGCCAGGUCAUCUGAUGCAGCACUCCAUCACUCUUCUUCUUGGUCAAAUAGCCCUUAAACAGCCUGGAGGUGUGUUUUGGGUCAUUGUCCUGUUAAAAAACAAAUGAUAGUCCCUCUAAGCACAAACCAGAUGGGAUGGCGUAUAGCUGCAGAAUGCUGUGGUAGCCAUGCUGGUUAAGUGUGCCUUGAAUUCUAAAUAAAUCUUCUGUUAGUGUCACCAGCAAAGCACCCCCACACCAUCACACCUCCUCCUCCAUGCUUCACGGUGGGAACCACACAUGCGGAGAUCAUCCGUUCACCUACACUGCGUCUCACAAAGACACGGCGGUUGAAACCAAAAAUCUCAAAUGUGGACUCAUCAGACCAAAGGACAGAUUUCCACCGGUCUAAUGUCCAUUGCUCAUGUUUCUUGGCCCAAGCAAGUCUCUUCUUCCUAUUGGUGUCCUUUAGUAGGGGUUUCUUUGCAGGAAUUCGACCAUGAAGGCCUGAUUCACGCAGUCUCCUCUGAACAGUUGAUGUUGAGAUGUGUCUGUUACUUGAACUCUGUGAAGCAAUCUGAGGUGCAGUUAACUCUAAUGAACUUAUCUUCUACAGCAGAGGUAACUCUGGGUCUUCCUUUCCUGUGGCGGUCCUCAUGAGAGCCAGUUUCAUCAUAGCGCUUGAUGGUUUUUGCGACUGCACUUGAAAAAACUUUCAAAGUUCUUGAAAUUUUCCAGAUUGACUGACCUUCAUGUCUUAAAGUAAUGAUGGACUGUCACUUAUUUGUUCUUGCCAUAAUAGGCUUGGUAUUUUACCAAAUAUGAAUAUCUUCUGUAUACCACCCCUACCUUGUCACAACACAACUGAUUGGCUCAAACGCAUUAAGAAGGAAUGAAAUUCCACCAAUUAACUUCUAACAAGGCACACCUGUUAAUUGAAAUGCAUUCCAGGUGACUACCUCAUGAAGCUGGUUGAGAGAAUGCCAAGACUGUGCAAAGCUGUCAGCAAGGCAAAGGAUGGCUACUUUGAAGAAUCUCAAAUAUAAAAUAUAUUUUGAUUUGUUUAACACUUUCUUGGUAACUACAUGAUUCCAUAUGUGUUAUUUCAUAGUUUUGAUGUCUUCACUAUUAUUCUACAAUGUAGAAAAUAGUAAAAAUAAAUAAAAACCCUUAAAUGAGUAGGUGUGUCCAAACUUUUGACUGGUACUGUGUAUAUAUAUACUCCGGACUCCGACAUUGCUCAUCCUAAUAUUUCUAUAUUUCUCAAUAUAUUUCUUAUAUAUUAUUUUACGUUUUAUAUUUGUGUGUAUUGUUAGAUAUUACUGCAUUGUUGGAGCUAGGAACAUAAGCAUUUUGCUACACCCACAAUAACAUCUGCUAAAUAUGUGUAUGUGACCAAUAACAUUUGAUUUGAUUUUAUUUGAGAUACUGACUGGUUUUCUGAGUCACACCCCUACCUUUUUUAAAAGAUAUCUGUGACCAACAGAUGCAUAUCUGUAUUCCCAAUCAUGUGAAAUCCAUAGAUUAGGGCCUAAUGAAUUCAUUUAAAUUGACUGAUUUCCUUAUAUGAACUGUAAAAUCUUUGAAAUUGUUGCAUGUUGCGUUUAUAUUUUUGUUCAGUGUAGUUGGUGAAUGUGUAUAUUAAUUUGCAAAAAAUAGUUCCUACUUUUGUCACUAGAUGUCAGUAGAAAUACUGUUGGAUGGUGUGUUCUUAUUUUUUGAGAUGUAUGUUUUUAGAAAAUCAAUUUUCACAAAAAAUAUGAUUGAAUUAAAAACUCUAAACUGUCUUGAUAAGGCUUCUUUAAGGUGUAACCUUUACAUAGACAUUUGUUAGAAGUCUGUGAAAGUUUAUCUACAACCUAAUCUGAGUACCAAGAUAUAUUUUCUAUAGGAGUUUUCCCUAAAACAAGGCCCAGGCCUAAAGCGCCAAAAACCUCCCCAAAAUGUCACACUGUGUGAAAACGUUCUAUCCAAUUUUGCAGAACAUUUUUUAUUGUCAAACUGAAAUGAUAUGAUAAGGACUAUUUUCCCCCCAUGAGAUUGAAAUAUGAGUUCUAUUUAGAAGUCCUCUUCAACUGAAUUGUUUACCAAAACAAUACAAAAAUGAACUGUCAUUUAUUAACAUAAACAUCCACACACAUGUACACUAUCACAUUAGGCUAUGUCUAGAGAGCUGAACACAUACACAUGUACAGUAAGGGAAAAAGUAUUUGAUCCCCUGCUGAUUUUGUACGUUUGCCCACUGACAAAGAAAUGAUCAGUCUAUCAUUUUAAUGGUAGGUUUAUUUGAACAGUGAGAGUCAGAAUAACAACAACAAAAUCCAGAAAAACGCAUGUAAAACAUGUUAUAAAUUGAUUUGCAUUUUAAUGAGGGAAAUAAGUAUUUGACCCCCUCUCAAUCAGAAAGAUUUCUGGCUCCCAGUUGUCUUUUAUACAGGUAACGAGCUGAGACUAGGAGCACACUCUCCACCAUGGCCAAGACCAAAGAGCUCUCCAAGGAUGUCAGGGAUACAUGGAAUGGGCUACAAGACCAUCGCCAAGCAGCGAUGGUCUUGUGAGAAGGUGACAACAGUUGGUGCGAUUAUUCGCAAAUGGAAGAAACAUCAAAUAACUGUCAAUCUCCCUCGGCCUGGGGCUCCAUGCAAGAUCUCACCUCGUGGAGUUGCAAUGAUCAUGAGAACGGUGAGGAAUCAGCCCAGAACUACACAGGAGGAUCUUGUCAAUGAUCUCAAGGCAGCUGGGACCAUAGUCACCAAGAAAACAAUUGGUAACACACUACGCCGUGAAGGACUGAAAUCCUGCAGCGCCCGCAAGGUCCCCCUGCUCAAGAAAGCACAUAUACAGGCCCGUCUGAAGUUUGCCAAUGAACAUCUGAAUGACUCAGAGGAGAACUGGGUGAAAGUGUUGUGGUCAGAUGAGACCAAAAUCGAGCUCUUUGGCAUCAACUCAACUCGCCGUGUUUGGAGGAGGAGGAAUGCUGCCUAUGACCCCAAGAACACCAUCCCCACCGUCAAACAUGGAAGUGGAAACAUUAUGUUUUGAAGGUGUUUUUCUGCUAAGGGGACAGGACAACUUCACUGCAUCAAAGGGACGAUGGACGGGGCCAUGUACCGUCAAAUCUUGGGUGAGAACCUCCUUCCCUCAGCCAGGGCAUUGAAAAUGGGUCGUGGAUGGGUAUUCCAGCAUGACAAUGACCCAAAACACACGGCCAAGGCAACAAAGGAGUGGCUCAAGAAGAAGCACAUUAAGGUCAUGGAGUGGCAUAGCCAGUCUCCAGACCUUAAUCCCAUAGAAAAUCUGUGGAGGGAGCUGAAGGUUCGAGUUGCCAAAUGUCAGCCUCGAAACCUUAAUGACUUGGAGAAGAUCUGCAAAGAGGAGUGGAACAAAAUCCCUCCUGAGAUGUGUGCGUCUGACCUCUGUGAUUGCCAACAAGGGUUUUGCCACCAAGUACUAAGUCAUGUUUUGCAGAGGGGUCAAAUACUUAUUUCCCUCAUUAAAAUGCAAAUUCAAAUAAACCUACCAUUAAAAUGAUAGACUGAUCAUUUCUUUGUCAGUGGGCAAACGUACAAAAUCAGCAGGGGAUCAAAUACUUUUUUCCCUCACUGUAUGCAUCUAAAACUCACAUGCCCACUUUCUAACAUGAAAUAUAGAGUCUUGAAGCACUGGGUGCAAUAAAAGAGCCAGUGCUCCCUGUUUGUAAACUAUGAUCUCUCUACCAGGUACAUUGCAAGACUAAACCCUACAGUUGUGGUCAGAAGUUUUGAGAAUGACACAAAUACUAAUUUUCACAAAGUCUGUGUCAACGAUGUAGUGAUGGUGUGGUGGGGAAUCAGGCGCAGAAGCAGAGGUACAGUCCAACAAGACUUUACUAUGCAAAAUAAUCCACAAACGGCAGGAGGCCAAACAGACGCGCACAGGCGUCAACACACGAUCGCACGAAAACACAGUGCGCAAAACUCUCCUCAACAGAGGAGGACACUACUAAUACUGGCGUACUGGAAAAAUAACACAGCUACGCAACCAUCUGACAAGCGACAAUUACACACAACACUAUACACACAAACAGGGAACUAAAUAGGGUGCAUAAUGAUACCUAACACAAAACAGGUGUGGCUAACAGACAAAACUAAUCAAACAGGAAACACAGAACAUAGAACGGUGGCAGCUAGAAUUCCGGAGACGACGAACGCCGAAGCCUGCCCGAACAAGGGAGAGAGGCCACCUCGGCCGAAACCGUGACAGUACCCCCCCCUUGACGCGCGGCUCCAGACGCGCGCCGACUCCGGCCUUGGGGACGACCCGGAGGCCGCGGCGCAGGGCGCGUCGGAUACCCCCGAUGGAAUUCCGUCAGGAGCGACGGGUCCAAAAUGUCUCUCCUCGGCACCCAGCACCGCUCCUCCGGACCGUACCCCUCCCACUCCACUAGAUACUGAAGACCCCCCCUCCGACGUCUAGAAUCCAAGAUGGAUCUUACAGUGUACGCCGGUGCCCCCUCGAUGUCCAACGGGGGCGGGGGAGUCUCCAAGAUCUCAUGUUCUUGAAGUGGGCCCGCUACCACCGGCCUGAGAAGGGACACAUGGAACGAGGGGUUAAUACACUUAUACUCCACUGGUAACUGUAAUCUAUAACAAACCUCGUUCAACCUUCUCAGGACUUUAAAUGGCCCUACAAACCGCCGACCCAGUUUCCGACAGGGCAGGCGGAGGGGCAGGUUUCUGGCAGAGAGCCAGACUCGAUCUCCAGGUGCGUACACAGGCCCCUCACUGCGGUGUAGGUCGGCGCUCGUCUUCUGUCGACGUAUGGCACGCUGCAGAUGGACGUGUGCAGCGUUCCACGUCUCCUCCGAGCGCCGCACCCACUCAUCCACAGCGGGGGCCUCGAUCUGGCUCUCAUGCCAUGGUGCCAGAACCGGCUGGUACCCUAAAACACACUGAAAAGGGGUUAGUUGGGUGGAGGAGUGGCGGAGAGAGUUCUGUGCCAUCUCGGCCCAGGGCACAUAUCUCGCCCACUCCUCCGGCCGGUCCCGGCAGUAUGUUCUGAGAAACCUGCCCACAUCCUGGUUUACGCGUUCCACCUGCCCAUUACUCUCCGGGUGGUAACCCGAGGUGAGACUCACCGAGACCCCCAACCGCUCCAUAAAAGCUCUCCAGACUCUGGAGGUGAAUUGGGGACCCCGGUCAGCCACAAUGUCCUCGGGCACCCCGUAGUGCCGGAACACAUGAGUGAAUAGUGCUUCGGCGGUCUGUAGGGCAGUAGGAAGACCCGGCAUGGGGAGCAAACGACAGGCCUUAGAGAACCGGUCCACAACGACCAGGAGUGUAGUAUUCCCUUGAGAGAGGGGAAGGUCAGUUAUAAAAUCCACCGAGAGGUGGGACCAUGGUCGUUGUGGAACGGGCAGGGGCAGUAACUUACCCCUAGGCAGAUGUCUAGGCGCCUUACACUGGGCGCACACCGAGCAGGAGGAAACAUAAACCCUCACAUCCCUGGCCAACGUGGGCCACCAAUAUUUGGCACUAAGACAGUGCACUGUCCGGCCGAUACCCGGAUGUCCAGAGGAGGGUGACGUGUGAGCCCAAUAGAUCAAUCGAUCCCGACACUCGAGCGGAACAUACUUCCGACCCUCCGGGCAUUGUGGUGGACUAGGGUCGGUGCGUAAUGCCCGCUCGAGCUCAGAAUCGAGCUCCCACACCACCGGUGCCACUAGACACGACUCCGGCAGUAUGGGAGUGGGCUCCACGGACCUCUCCUCCCCGUCAUACCGCCGAGACAGUGCAUCUGCCUUACCGUUUUGUGACCCAGGGAUGUAGGUGAUCUUAAAAGAGAAACGGGUCAAAAACAUACUCCAUCUAGCCUGUCGAGGGUUCAGCCUCCUCGCUGCCCGGAUGUACUCCAGGUUACGGUGGUCCGUCAAAAUGAGGAAAGGGUGUUGAGCCCCCUCAAGCCAGUGCCUCCACACCUUAAGGGCCUGUACCACAGCUAACAGCUCCCUGUCCCCUACGUCAUAAUUUCGCUCCGCCGGGCUGAGCUUCUUGGAAUAGAAGGCACAGGGGCGGAGUUUAGGUGGCGCGCCUGACCGUUGUGAAAGCACGGCGCCAAUACCGGCUUCAGACGCGUCCACCUCUACCUGAAAUGGUAAAGAGGGAUCCGGAUGCGCCAGCACCGGAGCCGAGGUGAACAGGUCCUUCAGCUUCUCAAACGCCCUGUCCGCCUCGACUGACCACUGCAGACGCACUGGGCCCCCCUUUAAGAGAGACGUGAUGGGAGCUGCCACUUGCCCAAAACCCCGGAUAAACCUCCGGUAGUAAUUCGCAAACCCCAAAAACUGCUGCACCUCUUUCACAGUGGUUGGUGUUUGCCAAUUACGCACGGCUGACACUCGGUCUACCUCCAUCUUCACCCCUGACGCAGACAACUGAUACCCCAAAAAGGAAAUCGACUCCUGGAAAAACAGACACUUCUCUGCCUUCACAUACAGGUCGUGCUCCACCAGCCUCCGCAACACCCUGCGCACCAGGGCCACAUGCUCGACACGGGUAGGUGAGUACACGAGAAUGUCAUCUAUGUACACCACGACUCCCUGUCCCUGCAUGUCCCUGAAGAUCUCAUCCACGAAUGAUUGGAAAACUGACGGAGCAUUCAUCAACCCGUAUGGCAUGACUAGAUACUCGUAAUGGCCCGAGGUGGUACUAAAGGCUGUUUUCCAUUCAUCAUCCUUCCUGAUGCGCACCAAGUUGUACGCGCUCCUGAGAUCUAAUUUCGUGAAGAAACGCGCCCCAUGCAACGACUCAGUCAUGGUCGCAAUCAGCGGGAGUGGAUAACUAUACUUCACCGUAAUCUGAUUGAGACCACGAUAAUCGAUGCACGGACGCAAACCCCCAUCCUUCUUCUUCACGAAAAAGAAACUCGAGGACGCGGGGGAAGUGGACGGCCGUAUGUAUCCUUGUCUCAGUGAUUCGUCUAUGUAAACCUCCAUAGCUUUCUUCUCCUCCUGAGACAGAGGAUACACAUGACUCCGUGGGAGCGCAGCUCCUGCCUGAAGGUCUAUCGCACAAUCCCCCUGCCUAUGGGGUGGCAACCGCGUCGCCCUCGCCUUACUAAACGCGAUAGCCAAAUCCCCAUACUCAGGUGGAAUGUGCAAUGCGGGCACCUGGUUUGGACUCUCCACCGAGGUAGCCCCUAUGGAAACGCCAAACAUCUACCCACACACUGAGCAGACCACUCCAUCAGAGCCCUCUCCUGCCACGAAAUAACGGGGUUAUGGGUACUUAACCAGGGCAUGCCCAGCACCACCGGAUACGCAGGAGAGUCAAUCAGAAACAGUUGAAUUAUCUCCUGAUGAUUCCCCUGCGCACACAUCCUAAGUGGCGCCGUGACCUCCCUGAUUAAGCCCGUACCCAACGGACGACUAUCUAGGGCGUGAACGGGAAAAGGAACAUCAACAGGGAGAAGGGGAAACCCUAACUCUAAACAAAACUUUUUAUCAAUGAAAUUCCCAGCCGCGCCUGAAUCUACCAGCGCCUUAUACUGGGAAUGAGGUGCCACCUGCGGGAAACGCACAGGCAUACAAAAAUGGGCAACAGUGAGCUCUGGGUGAGUGGGGCGCCUACUCACCUGGAGGGAAUCCCCAGUGCGGGACCUGUCGUCAUCUCCCCGAGGAGGCCAUCCCCAGCACCUAGCCGCGGUGUGUCCUCCCCGACCACAGUUGGUGCAGUGGAUGGACCCCCUCACCUGCCGACUCCUCCUAUCUCUAGCGCCAGCGCCCCCGAGCUCAAUAGGACACGGCUCGGAUGCGCUGGAGGGUGAAAUGGACGGACCCCCCUCAGGACGUCCGCGGGUGGCCAAUAGGUUAUCUAACCUGAUUGACAUGUCGACCAGCUGGUCGAAAGAGAGACUGGUGUCCCUACAGGCCAGCUCCCUACGGACGUCCUCCCUUAGGCUACAUCGAUAUAUAUCGACGAGGGCCCGCUCAUUCCACCCUGCGUCAGCCGCUAGAGUACGGAAUUCAAGCGCGAAUUCCUGAGCACUCCUCCUCCCCUGCCGGAGGAAGACCAGACGCUCCCCCGCCGCUUUCCCCUCCGGGGGAUGGUCGAACACCGCCCUAAAGCGACGGGAGAACUCGUCGUAGGUGAUACUCGCGGCGUCGAUCUUCCUCCACUCCGCGUUGGCCCAUUCCAACGCCUUCCCGGACAGGCAGGAUAUCAGGGCAGACACGCUCUCAUGCCCCGAGGGGGCCGGGUGUACGGUGGCCAGGUACAACUCCACCUGGAGGAGGAAUCCCUGACACCCAGCCGCGGUUCCGUCGUAGGCCCUCGGGAGAGCGAGUCGGAUACCUCGGUGUUCUGGCGCUGGAAUGGGCAGGCUGGCCGAUGGUGCUGGCUGGGCUGGCGGUGAGGAAGGUGGUGGAGGUGCGCCCCAGCCUCGGAGCGUGGUGAUUACCUCCUGCAGGGCGGUUCCCAUCUGGAGGAUCUGUUCCUGUUGCUCCCGAACCUGGACCUCCAGUCUCGUCGGCGCUGCUUCGGCUCCCGCUGAUUCCAUGCUUAAGGUGUGUAAUUCUGUCAACGAUGUAGUGAUGGUGUGGUGGGGAAUCAGGCGCAGAAGCAGAGGUACAGUCCAACAAGACUUUACUAUGCAAAAUAAUCCACAAACGGCAGGAGGCCAAACAGACGCGCACAGGCGUCAACACACGAUCGCACGAAAACACAGUGCGCAAAACUCUCCUCAACAGAGGAGGACACUACUAAUACUGGCGUACUGGAAAAAUAACACAGCUACGCAACCAUCUGACAAGCGACAAUUACACACAACACUAUACACACAAACAGGGAACUAAAUAGGGUGCAUAAUGAUACCUAACACAAAACAGGUGUGGCUAACAGACAAAACUAAUCAAACAGGAAACACAGAACAUAGAACGGUGGCAGCUAGAAUUCCGGAGACGACGAACGCCGAAGCCUGCCCGAACAAGGGAGAGAGGCCGCCUCGGCCGAAACCGUGACAGUCUGCUGCCUCAGUUUUGAUGAUGGCAAUUUGCAUAUACUCCAGAAUGUCAUGAAGAGUGAUCAGAUGAAUUGCAAUUAAUUGCAAAAUCCCUCUUUGCCAUGAAAAUGAACUUAAUCCCAAAAAAACAUUUCCACUGCAUUUCAGCCCUGCCACAAAAGGAAUAGCUGCCAUCAUGUCAGUGAUUCUCUCGUUAACACAGAUGAGAGUGUUGACGAGGACAAGGCUGGAUUGAGUUAGAAUAACAGACUGGAAGCAUUAAAAGGAGGGUGGUGCUUGAAAUCAUUGUUCCUCCUCUGUUAACCAUGGUUACUUGCAAGGAAACACGUGCCGUCAUCAUUGCUUUGCACAAAAUGGGCUUCACAGGCAAGGAUAUUGCUGCUAGUAAGAUUGCACCUAAAUCAUCCAUUUAUCGGAUCAUCAAGAACUUCAAGGAGAGAGGUUCAAUUGUUGUGAAGAAGGUGUCAGGGCGCCCAAGAAUGUCCAGCAAGCGCCAGGACCGUCUCCUAAAGUUGAUUCAGCUGCGGGAUCGGGGCACCACCAGUGCAGUGCUUGCUCAGGAAUUGCAGCAGGCAGAUGUGAGGUGAGCGCUACCAUCAGUCCUGUGUCAUGCCAACAGUAAAGCAUCCUGAGACCAUUCAUGUGUGGGGUUGCAUCUCAGCCAAGGGAGUGGGCUCACUAACAAUUUUGCCUAAGAACACAGCAAUGAAUAAAGAAUGGUAGCAACACAUCCUCCGAGAGCAACUUCUCCCAACCAUCCAAGAACAGUUUGGUGACGACCAAUGCCUUUUCCAGCAUGAUGGAGCACCUUGCCAUAAGGCAAAAGUGAUAACUAAGUGGCUCGGGGAACAAAACAUCAAUAUUUUGGGUCCAUGGCCGGAAACUCCCCAGAACUUAAUCCCAUUGAGAACAUUGUAACAUCUGACAAAAAUAUCUCAUAACACUGAAGCAGCGAACUUUGUGAAGACAAAUACUUGUGUCAUCUCAAAACUUUUGACCACGACUGUACAUGCGUAAGCAGGAGCUCCUUGUCUUACCCAGGUGUCACAUUCUUUCCUGGUUAGAGUCCGUGUGCCUUUGGUCCCUGGAUCAAAUGUCUCCUCCUGUCUUUGACAAUCCCUCUGGUCCCUGUGAACCACAAAAAACUCAUGUGCAGCUAUAGCUGCUCCAAGCUUCUUGCCUCAGCACACUCCAUAUAGUAUAUUUGCAUGGCAUGCACAGUGUGGAUAUCAUCUACAGUGGGGAAAAAAGUAUUUAGUCCGCCACCAAUUGUGCAAGUUCUCCCACUUAAAAAGAUGAGAGAGGCCUGUAAUUUUCAUCAUACGUACACAUCAACUAUGACAGACAAAUUUAGGAAAAAAAAUCCAGAAAAUCACAUUGUAGGAUUUUUAAUGAAUUUAUUUGCAAAUUAUGGUGGAAAAUAAGUAUUUGGUCACCUACAAACAAGCAAGAUUUCUGGCUCUCACAGACCUGUAACUUCUUCUUUAAGAGGCUCCUCUGUCCUCCACUCGUUACCUGUAUUAAUGGCACCUGUUUGAACUUGUUAUCAGUAUAAAAGACACCUGUCCACAACCUCAAACAGUCACACUCCAAACUCCACUAUGGUCAAGACCAAAGCAGCUUGGUUUGAAGAAAUCAACUGUGGGAGCAAUUAUUAGGAAAUGGAAGACAUACAAGACCACUGAUAAUCUCCCUUGAUCUGGGGCUCCACGCAAGAUCUCACCCCGUGGGGUCAAAAUGAUCACAAGAACGGUGAGAAAAAUCCCAGAACCACACGGGGGGACCUAGUGAAUGGCCUGCAGAGAGCUGGGACCAAAGUAACAAAGCCUACCAUCAGUAACACACUACGCUGCCAGGGACUCAAAUCCUGCAGUGCAAGACGUGUCCCCCUGCUUAAGCCAGUACAUGUCCAGGCCCGUCUGAAGUUUGCUAGAGUGCACUUGGAUGAUCCAGAAGAGGAUUGGGAGAAUGUCAUAUGGUCAGAUGAAACCAAAAUAUAACUUUUUGGUAAAAACUCAACUCGUUGUGUUUGGAGGACAAAGAAUGCUGAGUUGCAUCCAAAGAACACCAUACCUACUGUGAAGCAUGGGGGUGGAAACAUCAUGAUUUGGGGCUGUUUUUCUGCAAAGGGACCAGGACGACUGAUCCGUGUAAAGGAAAGAAUGAAUGGGGCCAUGUAUCGUGAGAUUUUGAGUGAAAACCUCCUUCCAUCAGCAAGGGCAUUGAAGAUGAAACGUGGCUGGGUCUUUCAGCAUGACAAUGAUCCCAAACACACCGCCCGGGCAACGAAGGAGUGGCUUCGUAAGAAGCAUUUCAAGGUCCUGGAGUGGCCUAGCCAGUCUCCAGAUCUCAACCCCAUAGAAAAUCUUUGGAGGGAGUUGAAAGUCCGUGUUGCCCAGCGACAGCCCCAAAACAUCACUGCUCUAGAGGAGAUCUGCAUGGAGGAAUGGGCCAAAAUACCAGCAACAGUGUGUGAAAACCUUGUAAAGACUUACAGAAAACUUUUGACCUGUGUCAUUGCCAACAAAGGGUAUAUAACAAAGUAUUGAGAAACUUUUGUUAUUGACCAAAUACUUAUUUUCCACCAUAAUUUGCAAAUAAAUUUUCAUUUUUCAUUUUCUCAAUUUGUCUGUCAUAGUUGACGUGUACCUAUGAUGAAAAUUACAGGCCUCUCUCAUCUUUUUAAGUGGGAGAACAUGCACAAUUGGUGGCUGACUAAAUACUUUUUUUCCCCACUGUAUCUGUACAAGUGGCAAUGCAGUAAGUCUUUGUGUUUAUGGAAAUAGAACCUGGCGCUGGCAGCAAACAUGCAAGCUAGAGCAAAAUUUGACCACGUUGAUUCAACCAGUUUUUGCCCUAUUUAAUUUUUGACUGCCCUAUUUAAUUUUAUAAGGGGGGAUUCUUUCUGUCAGCCCCCCUCAUUUCAGAUGCAGUCAUAUUCUUGAGUGCUAAUGUCCCCUUUCCUAGAUUCCUUUUUAUUGCAAACACUUCACUUCAUACUUCCUUGUGAUUUUGAAUACUCUGAAUACAUUACAUUUCAUGCCUUCACCAACAGAAACAUUGGUGACAGGCCACCCAACUGGAUUGAAACCGUUAAAUAGGAUCGCUACAAUGGGAUUUACUCAUAUUCGUCUACAAGGUCAUCAGAACUAGUGGCAGUAUUAUGAUAGCACUUUCUAGAGAGCAGCUGCUGCAUUGUCAUCUGACAGGGGAUGUACUGUACAGGCAGUUUGGUUUUGGAGUUGGGAUUAGCAAUCACCACCAGUGUCAUGUACUGACAUGUGUUAGUAGUACCACGAUACAACCUUUAUUGAAAAUGCAAAUGUGGAUUCAUCUCAUUCAUGUUUGCUCUCUGUAACAUAGUGAUAGUGUGGGCAUCACAUUUCUGACAGAGCUAAUUUGUAAGGAGGCUCCACCGCCAGGGGAGGAGAUAGACAGGAUGCUGAGCAAGAGGGGGUCGCCCACACUCCACAGAAAGUGCUCCAAAGUAUCGGAACUGACCCUCAGCUGGAAGGAGGAGAAGGAGCGGAAUGUUGAGACAGAGGGAGAAUUUGGAGAUGGCCGCACCUGUAGCGUGGACACAGAGGAUAGUGGGUACUCUGAGGCGGAGGAAAGGACCCUUGAGGCGGAGGGCGGCCAAGAUAAACCUGGACAGAGAGACAACUCUAAACCUGGACAGAUGGACAGCACUGAACCUGGGCAGACAGAGAGCAAUGAACCUCCUGGACAGACAGACAGCUCUAAACCUGAACAGACAGACAUCUCUAAACCUGGACAGACAGCACUGGGUCAUCCGGGGAGGCCAUGCAGAGGGACAGUGACAGCGUCUCACCUAAAGGGAAAGUUGAGUCAUGGGUGAGGGUAAAAAAACCCUCCAGCUCAGUGUGAGUUCAAUGUUAUUUGCAUCAGUGUGGUGACUGUAUUAACAUUCAUGUACAAGUGAUGGUGCAUGACGGUCCCUCAUUAAACGUUGCCCCUAAGUAUGUCAGGGAUACCGUAAAUACAGUACACCUACAGUGGGGAGAACAAGUAUUUGAUACACUGCCGAUUUUGCAGGUUUUCCUACUUACAAAGCAUGUAGAGGUCUGUCAUUUUUAUCAUAGGUACACUUCAACUGUGAGAGAUGGAAUCUAAAACAAAAAUCCAGAAAAUCACAUUGUAUAAUUUUUAAGUAAUUAAUUUGCAUUUUAUUGCAUGACAUAAGUAUUUGAUCACCUACCAACCAGUAAGAAUUUUGGCUCUCACAGACCUGUUAGUUUUUCUUUAAGAAGCCCUCCUGUUCUCCACUCAUUACCUGUAUUAACUGCACCUGUUUGAACUCGUUACCUGUAUAAAAGACACCUGUCCACACACUCAAUCAAACAGACUCCAACCUCUCCACAAUGGCCAAGACCAGAGAGCUGUGUAAGGACAUCAGGGAUAAAAUUGUAGACCUGCACAAGGCUGGGAUGGGCUACAGGACAAUAGGCAAGCAGCUUGGUGAGAAGGCAACAACUGUUGGCGCAAUUAUUAGAAAAUGGAAGAAGUUCAAAAUGACAGUCAAUCACCCUCGGUCUGGGGCUCCAUGCAAGAUCUCACCUUGUGGGGCAUCAAUGAUCAUGAGGAAGGUGAGGGAUCAGCCCAGAACUACACGGCAGGACCUGGUCAAUGACCUGAAGAGAGCUGGGACCACAGUCUCAAAGAAAACCAUUAGUAACACACUACGCCGUCAUGGAUUAAAAUCCUGCAGCGCACGCAAGGUCCCCCUGCUCAAGCCAGCGCAUGUCCAGGCCCGUCUGAAGUUUGCCAAUGACCAUCUGGAUGAUCCAGAGGAGGAAUGGGAGAAGGUCAUGUGGUCUGAUGAGACAAAAAUAGAGCUUUUUGGUCUAAACUCCACUCGCCGUGUUUGGAGGAAGAAGAAGGAUGAGUACAACCCCAAGAACACCAUCCCAACUGUGAAGCAUGGAGGUGGAAACAUCAUUCUUUGGGGAUGCUUUUCUGCAAAGGGGACAGGACGACUGCACCGUAUUGAGGGGAGGAUGGAUGGGGCCAUGUAUCGCGAGAUCUUGGCCAACAACCUCCUUCCCUCAGUAAGAGCAUUGAAGAUGGGUCGUGGCUGGGUCUUCCAGCAUGACAACGACCCGAAACACACAGCCAGGGCAACUAAGGAGUGGCUCCGUAAGAAGCAUCUCAAGGUCCUGGAGUGGCCUAGCCAGUCUCCAGACCUGAACCCAAUAGAAAAUCUUUGGAGGGAGCUGAAAGUCCGUAUUGCCCAGCGACAGCCCCGAAACCUGAAGGAUCUGGAGAAGGUCUGUAUGGAGGAGUGGGCCAAAAUCCCUGCUGCAGUGUGUGCAAACCUGGUCAAGACCUACAGGAAACGUAUGAUCUCUGUAAUUGCAAACAAAGGUUUCUGUACCAAAUAUUAAGUUCUGCUUUUCUGAUGUAUCAAAUACUUAUGUCAUGCAAUAAAAUGCAAAUGAAUUACUUAAAAAUCAUACAAUGUGUUUUUCUGGAUUUUUGUUUUAGAUUCCGUCUCUCACAGUUGAAGUGUACCUAUGAUAAAAAUUACAGACCUCUACAUGCUUUGUAAGUAGGAAAACCUGCAAAAUCGGCAGUGUAUCAAAUACUUGUUCUCCCCACUGUAUAUAACUGUAUAUAGCACAUUUUGCUCAAAUAAAACGGUUAGUGCGAAACCUGUUCAGAGCUUUACAAUGGAAAUAAAUGUUGCCAUGAUUGAUGAUUGUUACAUUUUUUUGUUAAAUAUUUGUGUGAUUGUCCUUCACAGCGGCAAAAAGGAGUUGGAUGACGCCAACAAGAUCAAUGCUCUCUCAAAGAUGUACAGUGCCGUGGGCAAUCUGAAAAGCUGCUGGCAGAACUGGUCCUCGACGCACACCGUCAACCAGAAGCUCAACCCCUUCAGUGAGGACUUUGACUACGAAUACUCCAUGUCCCUACGCCUCCGCAAAGGCGAGGAGGGUUACGGACGCCCCAAGGAGGGCACCAAAACAGCCGAACGUGCCAGAUGA